GACGCUGCCGCCGGGAUGCGGGAGGAGGAGGAGGAGGAGAAGGAGGAAGAGGAGGAGGGAUGCUGAGGAGCUAAGGAGCCGCCUCGGCGAAGGGAUCCUCCGGGGCGCCGCUGCGGACAAGCGGGCGGGCGAGCCCUCGGGGCGGCGGCAGGCGGCGGAGGAGCCAGCAGCCCAGCUCCCCCCCCCCCGCUUCUCUCCCGCUCCCUCCUCCGCCCUUUCCCCGCCGCCUUGCCGCCGCUCCCCCUGCCGCCGCCGUCGCCCUGGGGCCGGGCGGGCGGCCGGGGAAUCGCGGCGCUUGGAUGCCGGGAGCCCGCGGCAGAGACCCAGCCCCGAGCCCGCCAUGGGCUGCUGCGGGAGCGCCGCCUCUCAGGUGAGUCGGGAGGGGAGGCGAGGGCAGGACCCCCCGUCCCCGGUAUCAAGAGCAAAUAGAAGCUCCUCCACCUUUUAUUUUAUUUUAUUUUAUUCUAGGUUCUUAGUCUUGCCCUGCCCGCGCUUCGCUUCCAUCCCCUUCCCAUUUGCGUCAAUUCUUCACCCCCCCCCUUUCCCAGUUUACACCGUGGCAUGUUUAUAUUUAUCUGGAUUUAUUAUUAUUUUUACACCCUCACCCCCCUCAUUUCUCCUCCUUUUCUUCCUGGAGAUUCUGGAGUAGGUUGGCAUAAACUUAUGCAACCGAAAUGGACUAGGAUUUUGGUUUUCGGUUGGUGUUUUUUUUGAGGGGGGGGAGGAGAAGCCUCCUAAACCCCAUCAUCUACUGUCACCCACGCCUGCUCGGAAAGGGCUCUCCGGUUGCAACCCCGGUGUGUCAUAAUCUAGCAGUUGGAUUGUCUCUGCCACUGCUGCCACCCUCCAGUCACGACCAUUCUGACCCUGGCAUUAAUUUAUAAAUAAUAUCGGUUGGGGGGGCAGCCUUUAAAAGUGCCCGAAGCAAAGGAGAGGCGAAACGGACAGCGCACGUUAAGGAGAAGGGAACAGACUCAAAAGCAGUGUUGCAAAUGCAUCCCUCCUGCAGCUGCUUAUUUUCAAGUGUUUCUUUACCAACUGGUAGGAGGAAUGAGCAUAAGCAAUUCCUCCCCCGCUCGAAUCGCUAAACGGAUGCCUGUCUCACCUCUUGUUUUUGCUGCCUCGGUAUCUCUGCAGUUCUCCUUUCCUUGAGUCCGUAUGAACUUUCGUUGACCCAUUGCUGCAUACGCGGACCCUUUGGAUUGUGGUGUGGUGUUUCUUAGGAGCAUAGGAAGCUGCCUUAUUCACUGAGUCAGACCAUUGGUUCACCCGGCAGAGAAUUUGUCUACACUGACUGGCAGUGGCUUUGCCAGAGUUCCAGGCAAAGAUGCUCUCCCAGUCCUACUUGAAGAUGCAAAGGAUAGAAUCAGGAGCCUUCUGCAUGCAAGGCAGAUGCUUCGCCACUGAGCUACAUGCCUUCCCCUUUUCCCUGUAGGAACCCUGUCGUUGUAAUGUCUCUUUCCAAGUCACCUCUUUCAUAAGCAGCCUUCCUAAGCGUUAGCCUUCUUGCUGAACUGUGCACAGCCUUGUUGCACACUGCCAGACACACUCAAAGAGUGCCUUUUCUCCUAACCCAUCCCCAUCUGCUUAAUUUAAUAUCCAUAAGGCCAAAGGCCCAUCUAGUCCAGCAUCCUGUUCUCACAGGGGCCAGUGAUUGCAACCGUGUGCUUCUCUCUUGUGAUCCCAAGCAGCUGGCAGAGGCAACAGCAGAGGCAGAACAUAGCUAUUGUGGCUGGUAGCCACACUGACAGCUGCAUCCUCUGUAAGAGUAUGUCCUUUGCCUCACUCUCUGCAGCAGUGCCUGUAUAUUUUGAAAUACUCCACAAUGCUGUAUCCUUGCCAUUUUUUAUCUUUCUUCAUCUACUUUGUGCCCCCCACCCCAGUUCCAUCCCAUCAUUAUACCACUUGUGCUUGCUUUAACAACCCACAUUGCUUAUCCAUCCUUCAUGAGAAGUAUGCCUGCAUCCUGCUGUUUAUUUCAUCUAGAUCAUGGUUAGGCAAACUAAGGCCUGGGGGCCAGAUUCGGCCCAAUUGCCUUCCAAUCCGGCCCACGGACGGUCCGGGAAUCAGCAUAUUUUUACAUGAGUAGCAUGUGCCCUUUUAUUUAAAAUGCAUGUCUGGGUUAUUUGUGGGGCCUGCCUGGUGUUUUUACAUGAGUAGAACGUGUGCUUUUAUUUAAAAUGCAUGUCUGGGUUAUUUGUGGGGCAUAGGAAUUCAUUCAUUAUUCCCUCCCCCAAUAUAGUCUUAGGGACAGUGGACCAGCCCCUUGCUGAAAAAGUUUGCUGACCCCUGAUCUAGAUCCUACCCUUCUUAUUCUGUUUUAGCCUUGCAAUCUUUUGAGGUAGGCUCCACUGAACUAUAAUGAAUUGUCCAAAGCCAAGCCGAAUGCCCCACAUCCAGGUACAGCCCUCUAACCACUAUGCCAUAUUCCUAUAAUCCAACAGGACUUUUGUUGUCUACCUUUAUUGGCGCUCUCUGAGGGAGGCAUUCAAGACCUCUUCACAUGGACUAAUUAUCGCUUAAGUUUUAAGACAUUUUGAUUUUUCUACAUGGAACCUUGGUGGUAAAAGGGUGGAUUACUUCCACAGCAUGUUCAAAACUGGUGCUAGUAAUUGUGAGGAUAGCAUUGUGAGGACAGCAUUAGAGAGGUGCCAGUAACUUUUCCAGGUGGAAUAUUCAUAAGGAUAACAGAUGAACUUGUAGAUACGUUCUCCAUUCUUGAAGGAUGGGUGUGAAGUCUUCAUUGUCUAAUGAUAGGCAAGGCUAAUUUGUUACAGUUCUGUUCAGAUUAUUUUCUGUCUUUUUUGUGCCUGUAUGAAUAAGAGGCAAUUUGUCAGUGUAUUGUAUUCUAUCUCUCCCACUAUCCAUACUCAUCUAUUCCUUCUGUAGAAUGCCAUCUUUCUCUAGGCCCUCUGGAGAGAGACUUCAGUAGCCAAUGACGAAACUGACAAGAAGACUGUAUAAUGGUAGCAUCUUUGUGAAUAAGUGUGGGAACUUAGGUCUGCUGUUGGAAUAUAUAUACUACAAACAUAAUGUACCUGUUAGAAUGCGCAGCACCCAACCUGUGAUAAAGCAGCAUUGUGAUGACUAUCAUUUUCUGAUCCCUGCACUGAUCCAUUCGAUACAUAUUUAGUUAUGCAUUUUUUUAUGUUCAGAAAAGUUAGAGGUUUGAACCCAAGUGGUUUGGGUUUUCUUGUUCUUUUUUCAGUCCAAGUAACAUGCAUAGAGGGGCUUCUGGUUUUCUGCCCAUUCUCUUUUCCUUUUCUUAGCUUUAGCCAAUUUUUAUUUGCCAUGGUUAUAUUGUCGUCCUAUUAGAUUCAAGCCACAGUAAAUAACUCCACUCACUACUCCAAUUUACUGCUUUAAAACCUGCAAGCUGUUGACGGCUGAACAAAUUGGACCUAGCCCGUUCUCAGCUUGCUAUCAUCUUAACCAUCAUUAGUCUUGGAGGCUGGUAUCCAAAACCUUCUUAUCCCCUUCCCUUAGUGGUUCCCUUCCUUUUCAUAAUGUCACUGAGCAUAUUUUUGCCUUCUCUUAUACCAUGUAGUGUGAUUCACUUCUCUGAACCUUCUAAAACUCUCUGCUUGGUUGGCAUCCAUUAUGCAGUGUGUCUGCUCUGUGAUUAUGAGACCGUGUGCCCCUGUGAUUUGGAUUGAUCAGCAGAUGGCCCUGCAUUGUGACAGCAGGCACUGGAUCACUCAGUGGCUUUUUGGUUCCAUUCAGCUCCAUAAUACCAUAUUUUUGAAUCAACAGUGUUGAAAAACAAACAUGUAUUAGUUGAGUAAGUUUGAACAAAUUACCGUAUUUUUCGCCCCAUAGGACGCACUGCCCUAUAGGACGCACCUAGUUUUUUGGGGGGGGGGGAUAAAGAAAAAAAAAAAUUCCCCCCCAGGCACGGGGCUGGCGCGGGGGAAGCCCGAGCUUCCCCCGACCCCAGCCCCCAGAAGAGCCUGCUAUCCGCAAGCCUAGGGAGCCGCGCCGGUCUACCCAGGCUUGCGGACAGCUGUGCGAAGCCCGGGCGCGCUGAGGCUUCCUAAUGCAGGCAGCUCUGCACAACCCUCCGGAGCCCGGUGCCAAGCUGCGCGGACUCCGGGAGGGCAGGCAGCUCUGCGCGACCCUCCGGAGCUUGGCGCCGGGCUCCGGAGGGUUGCGCAGAGCUUCCUGAAGCCUGUAUUCGCCCCAUAGGACGCACCCACAUUUCCCCUUCAUUUUUGGAGGGGAAAAAGUGCGUCCUAUAGGGCGAAAAAUACGGUAACUUUCCUGAUAGUGGCUUAAUAUUAGCAACUCAGGUUGUUCAGUUUGUUCCUUGCUACUUAUUAUUACAUGUUCUUUACAUGAUAUACACAGUUUUUCAACAUUUGGGGUUUUCUUUUUCUGUCUGGCUUUCUCCUCAGGUUGAAUCUGCUCUGUGCCUCAUGGCCUGCUUGUAUCUGUCUCUUCUAUCAAAUUGCUAGAUUACCCCCUUUUCUAAUUCUGACCAUUACAAUAUUCUUGUGCGUUUUGCCUCUACUGCUUUGUGGAAGUAUUAUUUCCCAUUAUGCUUGUUUGCAAAUGAUUGCUCUGCUCAUAACCUUGUUAUUCAAGUCUUUCUUCUUGUCUCAAAGGCUCUUCCUUUUCUUUAUGUUCUUUUCCUUUGCCUUACCAUAAUAGUAGUUAAAAACAACAGCCUACACUCAAAUUUAUUUCCUUACUCUGAAUUUAUUGAUCUUUGCUCAACUACCCUUUAAAAACAUAAACUAUGGCUGAAUUUAAUCUGCUGCAGAAGAAGGCAAGAAGCCUUGUCAUUAAUAUUUGCUUACCCAUCUAAUUUUCCUUAUCCUUUCAUGUAAAGCUUUUUCUGCUGUACUUUGUUCUGCUUUGUUAUCUUUGCAGUACAAGUAUUAUUACUUUUUGGCUUUCUUAAGAUAUAAGAACAUACUUGGUUUUUCCUGCUGCCUUAGAUCAUGUUUGCUAAUGUUUUUCAGGCAGCUUAAUUUGGGAAUCCUCUUCCAUGGAUCCAAACCACUGAUUUGCUCCACUAGCAAGGGUUUGAAUGUGGUGGAAGUAUCCCUUUGUAGGCAAGGAGCUACCACGGUCAGUGGUCAGCAUCAUCUCCCAAAAUGGGGCAGUUUGAGUGUGAGGAAGGGGUAGAACCUGGCCAGCCAACAAUCUGGUGGGUCUUAAGCCAGUCCAGCUACUUAUCUGAUCCAGAUCUCUCUUCUGUGCCGUUCUGGAGCUGGUUCCUCUCCCUCACCUUCCAUCCUUGGUGGCACGAGCAGCAGAUCUCCACAUUGGCAGUGGCUCCAGGGCUCCAUUCAGACCUGCCGUUCCCCAGGCAGGAGUUGGGAUUGUUCCCUUAAUCUUUUCUGUUGAAAUUCUUGUAUGAAAUCUCCAUUUUGCUCAAGUUUGCUUGCUGUUGUCCUGACCUUUUUCUGGUCUGCAAGGCACUUUCUGCAAGGAGUUGGUCAUGUCAUCCAGCCUUGUACGAUCCUUGUAAUCUCUUUCCAAAACAGGCACCCCUGUUGCAACGAAGUAUUGUGCAACCUUAAAGACCCAACAAAUAUAUUAUGGCAUAAGCUUUGGUGGGCAAGAGGCCACUUCAUCAGAUCCUGAGUUACAGGUAUCUAAGUGUGUGGCGUUGUCACCUUUUGUGGUGGUGGUCAUUCUGUGAUUCUGUGAAAACAGUUGUUGAUGACAGACAUCCUGUGGCAAUUCUAUAGCAGACCCAGAUGUCAACUCUACCCCUAGGUCUACUCUGGCAACUUUAUUACAGGACUUUAAAAUGUCAUCCACAAAGGGCUGCCAGCAAUGCUUUGCACAUUCUACAUAGCACAAACAGGCCACAAAUGGGCACAGAUCUGGUGUGACAGUAUUAUAAAAACCAGCAGAAGGACAUUUCAUCCUCCCAGGAUACUUUGUAAAUGACCUUAAAAUGGCCACACUUGAAAAAAUAGGAACUUCAAAGGGAGGCUGCGCUGUGCAAAUGCUGAAUUGCGGUAUGGCAAGAAGUCCAGGGCUGUCAGCUGAGGACUGAAUGGAGACAACGGAUUUUUAUAACAUAUGUUAAGUGUCCAGGAUGUAUCAAAAACUCUUUGUGAAUUAUCACAGUUAAUUAUCCUAGCCUGGGAGAAAAGCAGGGUAUAAAUACAUUUUAAAAAUAAGUAAAAAUAAAUAAAUUAUAUAAUUAUGUGUACUUUUCUGCAUUUCGUUUUUCUCUGACCUCUGUUUAUAAUCUUUUCUGCAAACUAUGCAUAUAUAUUCUGGUAACUCAGGAUACAUUUCAAUGUACUAAACGAAAAGCUUAUGCUAUAUUAUAAAUACAGUAAAUCUUCAAGGUGCUGCAAGAUGCUUUGUUUGUUAGUCUUACGCCUUUUAGCCACUGCUUUUUUUUUUUUUAAAAAAACAACUUACCGUAUUUUUUGCUCUAUAAGAUGCACCAGACCACAAGACACACCUAGUUUUUGGAGGAGGAAAACAAGAAAAAAAAUAUUCUGAAUCUUAGAAGCCAGAAUAGCAAGAGGGAUCGCUGCGCAGUGAAAGCAGCAAUCCCUCUUGCUGUUCUGGCUUCUGGGAUAGCUGCACAGCCUGCAUUCGCUCCAUAAGACGCACACACAUUUCCCCUUACUUUUUAGAAGGGAAAAAGUGAGUCUUAUAGAGCAAAAAAUACGGUACUUUUGGGAUGAGGGGCCUCCAGGUAGUCUAUAAAGGUUCUGAGGGCUACUAAUCUUCUAAAGAAAGUAGUAGGAGUUUUGUGGUACUGAACUUAAUUCUCUGUUGUUUUUUCUUCUAAUAAAUUGAUACGUUUCAUACUUGAUUUAUUUUGACUGAUGAAGCGACUGAGAUUUUUUUCAUCCAGAGGUCAGUUUAAGAUUUUGACUGGGGAAAACGGCAUGGAAAUGUGGAACUAGUAGUAUACCUAUAAAUUGUCAGUGUCUAGACAGUAUAGCGGACGUGGGUGGCACUGUGGGUUAAACCACAGAGCCUAGGACUUGCCGAUCAGAAGGUCAGCGGUUCGAAUCCCUGCAAUGGGGUGAGCUCCCGUUACUCAGUCCCUGCUCCUGCCAACCUAGCAGUUCGAAAGCACGUCAAAGUGCAAGUAGAUAAAUAGGUACCGCUCUGGAGGAAAGGUAAAUGGCAUUUCCGUGCGCUGCUCUGGUUCGCCAGAAGCGGCUUUGUCAUGCUGGCCACAUGACCUGGAAGCUGUAUGUCAGCUCCCUCGGCCAAUAAAGCGAGAUGAGCGCCACAACCCCAGAGUCAGCCACGACAGGACCUAAUGGUCAGGGGUCCCUUUACCUUUACUUUAGACAGUAUAGCAGGUACUGUAUUAAUCUAAAAUUUGAACAAAUUAUUUAUCUACUUUAAAAAAGAGAGUCUAGGUAUAUCUACAUACUGGUAGAUAUUGAAUUGGUAUUCUGUUCCAGCAUGUUACAAGGCUAUUUAGACUUGGACUAAAAGGCUUUGUUCUUAGAGCUUAGAUGCCUGAGCUGUGUGGUGGAGUUGGCAGAUAAGAUCUAAUCCAUCCCCACCCCCCAGCUGUGUUCCUGGGAAUUCUGGAGUUCUUCAGCUUUCCCGAAGGUUAGGUUGCCUGCCUCUACAGAUCUUCCCCAGCAAUACAUAGCAGCAGGGAAUUAUUGGGCAUGUCCUCAUGUUUACGGCAGUGAUGAGGCUCCACAGGCCUGGCUGAUGUCCCAAAUAAACUGGAAAUAUGCUUUAGAAUGCAUGUCUGAAUUCCCUGCAACCCACAGGGAUUUGUAGCCGGACAAAUAGAGAUCAGAAGGGUUCUUCCCUGAGGGUAUAAAGCUUGAAAAUCGUGGAUCUGUUGUUUGACUCUUAUAAUGAAAGUUGGAAUACCUCAAACCUUUCUUGAUGGGAAAUUAAGACACAAUAAGAACACGUGCAGGCAGUACAACUCUACGUAGUGUACAUGACUCUUCUGCCCUAGAUGGUAACAACUGAAAUGUGAAACUUGGGGCUAAAUAAGUGUGAGGGCAGGGGUAUAGCAAGCGGGGGAAGGGGGGCCGUGGCCCUGGGUGCACAAUUUUGAGGGGGCGCAAACCAAGCACCCCAUUCAGGGAUCCCGGUCCCGCCCCUCCUGCCAGUGGAGGGUGUCUAGUCCUUCAGUGAAGAAGACAGUAUGGAGAGAGCAAAACCUACUACCUUUUCCCUGUUCCUCUUAUCUGUGCUCCACUGCUUUAAGUAUCUUUCUCCUAGUUUCGCUCAUCCUGGAAAUGUGGCAGGAUGGGAGGAAAGUGCUUUUUAAGUAACCGAGCACAACAUGGUAGGGCAGGGGGCAUGUUUUACUUUCCUCCCCCAGCAUGUUCCUUACUUCAUGUGUGAAUAGGCCAGACAACUAGAUGGCUGCCCCGUCACAUCUAGCUUAGCUCCAAAACUCUCUGCCUUCUUUGUAAUGAAACAGUUGUGGCAAUAGAAGAUAAUUGAAGAAGAUGUUAAUGGCUUAAAGUAGUCCGACAGUUUUUCUUAAGACUGUUAGCACCAUGCCAAUCACGAUGGCUUCAGGGCACUAUCUCUGUCCACAGUAUGGUACCAUCUGCUGAUCAACUUCCCUGAUGGAUAUAAAUGCCACAGCAACCAGCCGAACCUCUUUCAUGUGGUCUGUUCAGGGUGGAGCGUUGAACUUUGAAAAUAAUUCUCCAACCAUCUAUUUAAUUCUUGAAUUAAUGUGUGAACCUUCAUAGGAUACAUAAUACACCUUUUAGGAGGAAAUGCUUGGAGGGGAAAUAGGUAAUUGGGUGUCAUGCAAGGGGAAAUUACCUGUCUUUGGUUUUAUCUGAUUAAGAUGUCCUGAAGGUGAAACUGACUGUGAGAGCUUUGCAAAUCUCCUUUUUAGUAAGUAAAAAUAUUAGACAUGUGCACCCAAGUGCAAAAAACAACGGGAAGAUUUCAACUCUUGGGAUUCUUAUUGAUGAACAGUAAUAUUAAAUUCAGUUAUGAGGCGCUGAAGAAUGCCACGUAGUUGAGCUAUAAAAUGCGACUGUAAAAUAUAAGUGACUUACAGAAAAUGGACUUACAGUAAACAAAGAAAUCUUCCAUUAUUAUGCUGCCAGCAACUGGUUCUGUAAAUUAAUGCUAUUAUCAUGUGUAAACUGACCCCAUAAUUGUUGGGGAGUACCUGGAAUAUGAAGUGGUUCAGUUUUUCUAGCAAUUUUUACAAAUAUUUUGUAUGGCUGAUGAGGUCCACAUCAACCUCAUUGGUUGGGGUGGUUAAAUAGGUAAGACAGUGUACAUUUCCCCAUUUGUGAAAUGACCCAAGUUUCUGCUCCAAGGACUGGCCAAAGCACAAAAUUAUCUUAUUAAAUUAGAAAGCUGGGCUGCUAAAAUAGUGAUCAAUCAGGAUAAAUUGAAUGUGCAUAUAUUUAAUUGUUCACUCGCAACAAUCACAGAGGUAUACCUAAAGAAACUGUAAGACGGAAAUGUUUGAAGGAACAUCAUACAGUUACAGUCAUCAGAUCACAAGCAGCUGCAGCUAAACAUUCUGCGAUAAAUCCAGGUUUGUUCCCCCAGAUGGAGAAUAACUGGUGAAGCCGAAUCAUAAUAAGUAGGAUCGAGAAGUUAUUGAGUGAAUAACACAACAGGCUAAUCAGUUUUAGAUUGCAUUAAUAGAAGUAACAGGUCUAAGAUUUAGGAUACACUAUUCCUGAUUUAUAUAGCAUUGAUUCCAAAAUUUGACUGGAUCAAAUGUAAGCAUCUUACUUUGUUCUCAAAACUCUAGAAAGAUUUGACACUUUAAACAUAUUCCAGGAAAAGACAGAACAAUGGCAGAGAAAGCUGAAGGAACUAAGUAUGUUUAACUGAGAGUAGACGAGAUAAUAGCUUGACAGUUCUCAGGUAUUGAAAAAAGUGUGUCAGGAGUUUGCACUAUCCAGUGAUGACAGCAAGAAUUGUUCUUCAGGACGGCUUUGUCCUGUCUAUCUUGAGUUGUAAGCAUUUUGGUCAGGGGCCAGGCUAUUUCUCUGCUCUCUAAUGAGCAUGAUGAGCAUAAAAUAAAUAGUAUAGUAUUUUGCAGCACUGUAUACAUUCCCCCCCCAACCUCCCCUUGAAUUGCGAAACAUUGUCAGAUAUUAUUGUCACUGCUGCUUGAAUACUAACAAAUUGUAACCUGAUAGAUUAGGGGGUUAAAAGAAGAAUGGAGGGAAUCAAUGGGACUUUAAUCCAUAGCUCCACAGUUGCUCUGAGAACUGUUUCAGAAUUUUUAAAAAAUUGUCCAGUAGCACCGUAAAGGUAUAGGUAAGGUAGGUCCAGUCGUGACAGACUCUGGGGUUGCGGCGCUCAUCUCGCUCUAUGGGCCGAGGGAGCCAGCGUUUGUCUGCAGACAGCUUCCGGGUCAUGUGGCCAGCAUGACUAAGCCGCUUCUGGUGAACCAGAGCAGCGCACGGAAACGCCGUUCACCUUCCCACUGGAGCGGUUCCUAUUUAUCUACUUGCACUUUGACGUGCUUUCAAACUGCUAGUUUGGCAGGAGCUGGGACCAAGCAACGGGAGCUUUGCACUCUACCCCAGAGCUGGUCGGGGUUGGCAGGGGAAGCCUGGGUUUCCCCCAGCCCCAGCCCCAAAAAGCAGGUCAGGGAGCAGCGGAAAGGCUGCGCUCAGCCUUCCCGCUGCUCCCCGAGCUUGUGGGGCUGGCGGUGGGGGAAGCGCUUUCCCCCACCGCCAGCCCCAAAGAGCAGGUCAGGGCUGGCAGGGAAAGCCCGGGUCCCACCCCCAGGGACCACACAUUCGCUCCAUAGGACGCACAGACAUUUCUCCUUAGAUUUUAAGAGGAAAAAAGUGUGACUUAUGGAGCGAAAAAUACAGUAUUUUUGAGUAACCAUGUAUAGGAUUGCACGGCUAGUGCUUUAUUGCAGAUUAGUUAGCCUCUUAGAAUCAUAAAAUCUUAGAGUUGGAAGGGACCCAAGGGUCAUCUAGUCCAACCCCCUGCAAUGCAGGAAUCUCAGCUAAAGCAUCCAUGACAGAGAUGGCCAUCCAACCUCUACUUAAAAACCUCCAAGGAAGAAGAAUCCACAACCUCCCAAGGGAGACCCUUCCACUGUCGAACAGCUCUUACUGUCAGAAAGCUAUUUCGUAUGUCUAGUUGGAAACUCCUUUCCCGCAAUUUGAAGCCAUUGGUUCGAGUCCUACGUCCAGAGCAGGAGAAAACAAGCUUGUUCUAUCCUCCAUUUGACAGCCCUUCAGAUAUCAUAUCUCCUUUCACUCGCCUCUUGAGCCAUUUAUAGUGGUCAUGUUAUGACCAUAAAGCCACAGUCACUUGAAACAGAAAAUACAAGAACUACGUGUCUUAUUUUAGUCGAAGUUCCAUGUAAUGUCUAAAAUUGUCACCAUGACACACUUCACACUACCAGUCUCAGGUAGCAGAAAUAACAAAAUGUUCCCUGAAUUAAAAGUUCACAGCCUGCUUCUAAAAUUGUCAGGUUUUAUUCAGCAUUCUCUUCCCAUUGACAAAUCAGUUCAAAGACUCUGCUGAAAUAUUACUUUGAAAGGAGCCUGCAUUUGAUGGCAAGAUCAUUACUUCUUCUGCAGUAUAGAAUGGGAUCAUGAGGUCUCACAAAAAUUAUGGUGGUUUGUCUCCUGAAAUUUUAGCCUUAAAAAUCAUAAAAGGGUAAGAAAUGUCUCCAGAUUGACAAAGGACUCAAUUCAACCUGAGGAAGUGGGGGGGGGAGAGAUAUCAUUUGGUCAGGAAUUUUCUUUAAACCCUGACCCCGAGGGUGAAAUUGCAGAUUUUCUCUGUGUACUGUUGAACUGAAAUGUCACCAGCGUGUGGAUGUUACUGUUAAGUAACUUAUUUAACAAUAUUCCUAAAGCCUUUUCAAGUUAAUUUGAUGGAGGUUUGCUACAGCCCGCGACUCCUGCUGAUCCUUUCCUCCUAACCUCUCCUGUAUCCUUGUGCAUUUUUCAUGACCCAAAGGUUCAAAAUAUACAGAGCCUUGGUAUGCUACCACCAUAUUUAUCGAUCUGUAAGAGCAACUUAGUAUCUUUUCAUUAAAAAAAAUAUUGAUAAUGAAGAUGCAAUGUCCACAGUUCGUAGUUGGCCUCAGUUGCCAAAUGAAAAAUUGUGUUUUUCAGAUCCCUUCGCUGGCUAGCUUUUUUGUGGGGCUGAGCUGCUUCGGGCAGCCAGGAAUCCUGCCAGCUUUUUCCCAUGGGAAAGGGAGGAGUGGAGCUUGCCCAGGGGACUGUUGUUCAGCUGAGGCAUGCUCAAAAGCAUUCUGAUAGAAUCAUAGGUCUGAGGGCCCAACCUGCUACAGUGCAGGAACAGGCAGCUGUCCAAUACAGGGAUUGAACCUGCAACCUUGGCAUGAUCAGCACCACAUUGUAACCCAGGCAUAGGCAACCUCGGCCCUCCAGAUGUUUUGGGACUACAACUCCCAUCAUCCCUAGCUAACAGGACCAGUGGUCAGGGAUGAUGGGAGUUGUAGUCCCAAAGCAUCUGGAGGGCCGAGGUUGCCUAUGCCUGCUCUAACCAACUAAGCUAUCUAGGCUGAUAGGGAGAAGGGAUGCUAAGCCUCUUUGUGGAACUGAGCCAAUCCUUAUGUGAGCAGAUGUGUACACUGAUUAUUCCUCAGCUCUUGGACUGAAUGGGGAAGCUUAUCUACACUUGGGCUUACCGAUCAGAAGGUUGGCGGUUUGAAUUCCUGCGACGGGGUGAGCUCCUGUUGCUCUGUCCCAGCUCCUGCCAACCUAGCAGUUCGAAAGCACACCAGUGCAAGUAGAUAAAUAGGUACUGCUGCGGUGGGAAGGUAAACGGUGUUUCUGUGCGCUCUGGUUUCUGUCACGGUGUUCUGUUGCGCCAGAAGUGGUUUAGUCAUGCUGACCACAUGACCCGGAAAGCUGUCUGUGGACAAACGCCGGCACCCUUGGCCUGAAAGCGAGAUGAGCGCCGCAACCCUGUAGCCGUCUUUGACUGGACUUAACCAUCCAGGCAUCCUUUACCUUUACACUUGGGUCAUGCCCAGAGCUUGCAAAUACUUCCUUGCUUGCAAAUAAAAGAGAUCGUUUUGAAUUAUCAAUAGGGAGAUAUCUGCGCCUGAAUGAAUGAAAAUUACUUAAUACUGGCUUAAUUUUUCAGGCUAGAGCUCUUUUACACUGAUAUAACUGCCCUUCCAUCUCUCCCCUGCCCGUUCCGAUUUCUGAAAGUCACAGUGCGGAAGUAUGCUGUUAUUGUUUCAUUAAGGUUACCUGAACUGCACGUUUCCGUGCUUUGAGGAUGGCUCGAAUGCCAUUUCCUUCCAAAUUGAUAAAGACAGUCAUAAUUUGUCAUGCCUGCAAUUGGAUGCACUAACCUGGUGAGAACAUGAUAAUGUGAUUGACUCAGCCGAGGGGCUGACAAGCAGGUGGUAUAUCGAGGCACAGGGUGAGCAUGACAGUAACGGAUGGAAAUAGGCAACUCGAUUGUAAACACGCUUCCCCAGUCCCAUUAUCACCAUUAAUAAUACAUCCCUUAAGUGCAAGGUCAUACUCUCAAAAUUCCACUUAAAUGAUGCCAAGCAUUUCCAAAAGUAGUGUACAGAGCAAGGGAACUCUCAGGUGUAUAGGUGUAAUGCUCUGUAGUAAUAAUGCACUCCUUUUAAUGCUUUGAAAUAUUGGAGGUUGCUUAGCAUCUCUGCAUGUCAUGAAUUACCGUAUUUUUCGCUCUAUAAGACGCACCAGACCAUAAGACGCACCUAGUUUUUGGAGGAGGAAAACAAGAAAAAAAAUAUUCUGAAUCUUAGAAGCCAGAACAGCAAGAGGGAUCGCUGCGCAGUGAAAGCAGCAAUCCCUCUUGCUGUUCUGGCUUCUGGGAUAGCUGCGCAGCCUGCAUUCGCUCCAUAAGAUGCACACACGUUUCCCCUUACUUUUUAGGAGGGAAAAAGUGAGUCUUAUGGAGCAAAAAAUACAGUACAUGAAAAUACAAAGCAUGCACAACUUUUCAGAUUCGUCACCUAAUGAUUCCUUGUGCCUCUGAAGCACUGCCUCGGGAUAGUACUUAUCUUGUUAACUUCAGCUAAAACUCAUAAAGAAUGAACAUUUCUUUGAUCAACAGUGGAGCGAUCCAAACAGCUGAAAGUACCCGAGGUUUUUUUCCUUCUUCUUCCUUGAGAAAACAUUUGGAGAAAAACACCCUGGCGUGAUUUGCAUCGCCCAUCAAAGAGCAAGACUGUCUUUGAUGGAACAUACUGGAUAUUUUACAGCACGCCCCAGAGUUCAGUGAAUUUAGGAAGCAACUGCAUGCUUCCUUCUGUGUGUCCCGACAAAAUAGCCAUAUAUUAAGUUCCUGAGUUUUCUGUGUGAGGAGGAAGUGUGGAGUCAUUGGGGAACCAUAAAAAACAAUCCCCUUUUAAAAAAAAGUGGGAGGUUGCUGUGAGCCAGGGGAGAAGGCAGCCUUCCUGAAGUUCACAAGUCCUGUUGUUGUUGUUGUUUUUUAAAUGACUGCUUGAAGAUUCCCAUACUGGAGUGAAGCGAUAAAGACCAAAGUUUUAAAAGGCAUGCAGGAGGCUGUGUUACAUGCCACUGUUCAAAUUGCAGGCAGUAUGCCACGUACGUAAUGUGAGUCUUACAUAAACUCAUUGUACGUGGCAGUUGCAGUAUGAAUGUGCAGUUGCCAGUUCCCUUUCCCUCAGAGCGAAAUUCGGAAUGUGACGGCUCAAACUAGAGAAGAGGGGUGAGGGCACCCCCACCUAUUCCACCUUCCCUUUUAGCAUGGGAUGAUCAGAAGGGAUCUUCUAAGUGUGUCUGUCUAAAUGUGCUUGGAGGCCUCUCUGCAAUAGGGCAUUCUGCAAUAACAGAAUUCCUCAUUGCGCAGAGACUUUUGCAUGCUUUCCCCUGAAGGUGCUAAGGAGCCCCUUUCCGACCACCUCACUCAGUGGGGGAAGUCCAGGGGCGUUUGGGCAGCUGAGACAAACCACAAAAUGCUUCCUGCUUCUUCUGGCCAAGGAAAGAAGGGGGGGCGGAAUAAAGAUCUGCAUCAAGAACAAGGAUGGGAGGAGACCAGCGGUGCCUCCUAUUUGCCAAGAGGCCGUUGUAGAGGCGGCAUUGGGGGGCGCUGCUGAAGAGGAAGCCCCUAAGGACACACCACAGCUGUUGCUGCCAUUGCGGUGGCGGCGGCAGCAGCAACAGGCAAUGUUUUUCUUGGUGGCUGGAUCUAUGCCCCUGUGGAUCCCACUGCCUGGGGUGGUCACCUCACCUUGUCUCAUGAGUGGGCCGGCCAUGUUCAGGGGUGGAGAAGGCACACCUAGAAUGCACACACCCCUCCUCAAUUUGAGCCUCAUGUACUGAGAAGGCUCAACUCUAGGGCAUUUUGUGUUACUGCACUUGGAUCACUGCUUAUUAUGCCUUCAUUUUGUGUCUAUCAGUGUUUGAGUCAUACAAGCCUUGCUACUGUUAUCUAAUCUCCUACCUGAGAUUUUUUGCAUUUUUGCGCUUUAGCUCCGGUGUUGGGUUGCUAAAAGGCAGUCUGAGUCCAACUUUCUGGUCUAGUUGAUAAAACUGUUGUGCUUUUGUAUUAUACAUUCUGAAGCAUUGGCCUUUUUUUUUUUACUGGAACAUGUUUCUUCAGAUUGCUUGGGACCGUGAGGAAAGGUUCAGUGUAUAAAGUGUCUGUCUUUUCUAGUAACGUUUCCCAGGGGACAGCAGAACUUUGGGAGCCCUGGGUGUAGAAAUCUUAGUUUGCCUUGUCAGUCUUCUUUCCAGCGCGUUUGGUUUUGCUCCAAUCCAUUCUGUGUUACUGAAAAGGCUAAUUCUUUGGGGAAUUAUUGCAGUCAGUUGCAUAGUAAUUGGUGGAUUCUUGAACAGCUGGAGAGUACUCUUAGAAUAUAAGGGAAAAUUUCACUCUUUCAAAGGAAGGGGAGGUUGGUCUUCAAAAGUAUUAAUAGAAAAGGCAUUUUAUACACACAUAUUGUUAUCUUCUUUCUCAGUUAUGCUCGCUAUUUGAACAAUCCAAGGCUAAUUCUUGAAGAAAAUGACUUUCCCCCCCAGAAACUACCCUACCCCAAAACAUGCUUGUAUUAUAUUUAAACUUUGACAGCCCUCCUUAUUUAUCAUCUAAAUGUUACUUGGUGCUACAAGUUGUUUAUAUUCUGUUCCACCCUAUGGUUUUUUCCCUUCUUCCUAUGUGUCCCCCACUAAUUCUUCUGAUUUCCACACUGACUUCUGUCCUUCAUGCAUAUUUGGGACACAAUUCUUGAGUCUUUGCAGGGAGGGGGGGAAACAUUAGCAGCACUUUGGCUACAGAAAUGGUUAUCCAAAAUCCUAUCUCCGUUCUUUACUAUGCAGUUUCAGUAAUUUUGCUGCUAGUCUAUUUUAUUCACCUGUCAUAUCUACAUUUUGGGGCCAAUAAGUCCUUUGCUUUCGCUGAUGAUGAGAAUGAUUCUUACCUUGUAUAACUUGAGAACAAGCAACUUUCAAAGUGAUGUUUCAAGAACUUUGCCCUGUAUGCUCUCCUUCUGACUUGCCCCAGGUGUUUAUCAGAGGAAAACAAAUAAAAGGAAAACUAAAAAUAUAUUGGCACGCUUUGUGCUAUAUAUUCCAGUGUGCAGAAUAACUGUGAGAGCAAGCAUCUGUGCUGAGAACCAUGUUGCUAUUUUCCUUUUCCUUUCCUUUUGCAUAAGAACCAUUCCUAUUUCGGAUACAUUUGCUGAGAACAAAGACAAGUAAUCCUACUGUAAAUCCAGCGGCUAAAAUGCAGUUCACACUGCUCUUAAGACUCUGGAGAAUGGGGAAUACAUCAGUCACAAGAGUGUGUCUGGAAUAAAGAAAUGUGUCUGCAUGUGCGGCUGGUGAAUGAUCUUGGCAUUCAGCAGAGAAAAGUAGAGAGGCAUUAAGAUUAAGAACCCACUAGACAGAGUUUCAGUUUCGCACUUCAUUCAUUUUUUAUUUUAAAUACUUAUAUCUCGUAUAAUUAAGGAAGUUCUCAAAGUGGCUUACAACAUUUAGCAGUGAUGAAAAUAGAAGUUCGUGUCUCUCACGGGGCAGGGAUUCCUCACCUGGGCUGCCGGUUAUGACGUUUACAGCUCUUGGCAGCCGAUGCAAGAAUCACAAGAGAAAAGGUGUUUUCAGGUCUCCCCUGGCCCAAUUUCCAGAUGUUUCACACGCUGCUCUGCUUCUGAACCUCUGGGCCAUAUCAAGGAGCAGACAGAAGAGUCAUCAUAAUAGGAUGGCAUUUCCACACCUGGACUGUUGCUGAUGUCUCUUGUGGCUCCCCCAGCAUGUUUUUGCCACCGUGAUAGCAAUGUUCAGUGUAUCAAAUGGGUUAUUGCAGUCACCUGUCUUUCCUCCAGACACCACAGGGGCUCACAAGCAAUUUCAGUGACCACCUGUAUUUCCGUGCUCCUGCCUGGCUGUAUUAAAAAAAAGUAUCAGUGGGAAUGAGAUGAAUGAUUCUGCAGCAACUUUCUCCAGCUUGGUGCCCUUCAGAAAUUUUGGGCUACAAAUCUUACCGUCCUUGAACCGUUGGCCAUGCUGACUGGGACACACAAAAAGGGUUUUAAAGCUUAAUUUUUUUAGACCUUUUCAUUGUAAAAUCAUAAAUUAACAUUGCUUAUGGUGCUAAUACCUAUUUAAAAAUGUGUGUGUGUGUGUGUGUGUGUGUAUUAUACUCUCUCUCUAUAAAUAUACACAUACCACACACACACACACACAUAUAUAUAUAUAUAUAUAUGGCAUUUUAUCUGGCAACUUUGCUUCCUCAUCAGUUGCCAUAGACACGGUCUCUACAUUGGAAUUGUUUACAUACUGUUUUCAUUCAUCUACUUCCCUAGUUACUGUAUUGCCUGAGCCAGUCUACAGAAAGCUUUGUCUGUUUUGAAAAACUAGAGGAUCGAUUGGCGGUGUUUAGCUACAUUUUGUUUCCUUUGUUUAGCUCACUUAUGUUUCUGACUUCCUUAGUUGUGUUUAUAGUUAGAUAUGGCAGCCAAAAGACAUGCCUAAUAAUGUAAACUGAUAGAAUCCAAUAGAAUUGUAACCUAUAUUUACCAUAUAUUGCAUCUACGCCUUUGGUCUUCCCCCAUUUUGCUGCUGCUGUUCCCUUGUUCUUUUCAUUUUUGGUGAAUUUUGGCCAGCUAACAGUGGCAAGCAGUUAUAGGACUAAACCUUCGCAUGGUUCUCUUUGACUGCAAUUAGUGCUGACUCCAUGUGUCCAGCAGUAUAUAUCCUUGUUACUUUACAGCAUAUCCAGGGCUAAAGCCCUGUAUAUGCACACACUCUCAGUUCUAGCGAUUGGUCUAGGUCCAAUUCCAACCACCUUCUAUUGUCCGGGCCAACAAGGGUCUGUUUAGAAUGCUGCUUGCUAUGGUCUAAUGCUGCUUCUGAUUGGCUCGAGCAAAACUCAUGAGAUUUCGCCAGGAAGUACAUAUAUACAGGGGAAAAGUUUCCAUCAUCAUCAUCAUCAUUAUACAAUAUAACCUCAGUUUCCCCCCUCAUGGUAAUGCACACCCUCCAACAUUUCUCCAAUGAAAAUAGAGAUGUCCUAUUUAACAACAACAACAAUAUUUUUACUAUUUAUACCCCACCCAUCUGACUGGGUUGCCCCAACCACUCUGGGCAGCUUCCAACAUAUAAAAAAAACCUAAAGGUUUUUAAAAAAAAUUCAUUUCCUAUACAGGGCUGCCUUCAGAUAGCUUGGGGUUUCAUAACUCCAUACCCUCCAACAUUUAUCCAAUGAAAAUGAGAGACCCGGCAGUUUCUGUAAAUCUGGGACUGGAAAAUAGGGACACUUUGAGGGGUCUGGGUAGUGGGUUUGUCCCCCUGGAUCUCCAGGCCAUAACAAAAUGUUCACCCCACCCCAUGCUUGGGUCCUGAAUACUUUUGAAGGGAAACCGUUUCACUGUGGCAACUGGCAGGGCAAACUAUAGUGCUUAUUCUGGUCUGUGCUGAGAGGAGAGGCUGAAAUCACUUUGGGCAGCAGGCCAGGCUUGUCAGCUGCGGCUUUAUGGUGCUUCAGUAACGAAGGGGCAAAAUGAGCUGCUGCAGAGCGUGUAAUAAUAAUACUUGGAUUAAAACGAUGUGUUGUUCAUAAAUGAAAUAUUAAAAUUGCUGGAAUGAGCAUAGUUUUAAGCCGGGAAGUAUUUUUGUGUUUAUUGCACACACGAUUUCAUUUCAGCGCUUCUGAUGUCUCGGGGAGUAAAGGGAACAGUGGCUAAAUAGCUUGGAUUAGCAGGGUUAUCUGCAGCUUUAAUCAUCCAGGUGCAGGGGCCGUGUAGCAAUAAGGCUUAAUGUGACGCACGGUGAAAAUCAUGGGUGUGGAUUUAAUUCAUCCAUGUGACCUUUCAACCACCUGUUAGAACCACACCUAUUUUUCCCCCUUUGAAAGGGAGCUGUUCUCAAUGGACCAAGCAAUGAAGCGGAUUACACAGGGGUAACUGGGAGUGAUUGCUUGGACUCCCAAAUCCCUUUCCAGCUUUUCCAUUCAUUGGCUUUAAAAAAUCCUAUUACAUGAUUGCAUUUGCAGGUGGAAUGCACAAGAGAAUGGAAAGCCUUUGAUUUCAUUAUUAUUGUUUUUGUUAUUGCUUUCUACCUUUGGAGGAAUUGCCAUAUGAAUUUCGAAACACUCCUUUUUUUUUAGUAGGAAUCUUGUGAGACUUCGCACAUCAGUCAGUUUCCAGGGCGGUAGCUGCGCUCGUUGCAACUGGCCAGGCUGUGUGCAAAAUAAUAAAUGGACACAAACCUGACAUUGGAAAUGGCAAUAGAAACCAGUAGCAGUAGGACAUUUAAGCCUACUGCAAUUGUUACUGACGGAACAAAAGGAGCAUGAAAGGGAAACCCCAUCCUGAAACUGCUGAAUUGCAACUUGAUUUCAAUUAUCUUUACUGGGAUCCCAACAGAGACAAUAGUUUCCUGUUGUGAAGGGUCACUGUGCUUAUUUUGCUUAUGUUUAAGCUCAGCUUGAACUGCCGCAGUUUUACAUUUCAUUUCCAUUUAACUUCAGCUAUCACAUUCCACACACCCCUUACGCUCAUUUGGAUAUAUUCCUGCCAACCAAGCAUUACGCUUCAUGCAUACGAUAAGUGGAUGCUAGCCCAUGAAAGCUUACGUCCUGGUAAGGUGUCAUAAGGUUCUUUCUUUUCAGAAAACUAAAUGGCUUCAGAUGCAGAGAACAGCAGUGAAUGUACAGUGGCAACACUCAACACAAAGAAUAGUGCAGAAGAUAGGUUCAAAAAUGGCUAAAACCUAAAUAUUAAGCUUCUAUAGUACUCGGGUUAUAAAAAGGUGGGGUUUCAGUGAGGGCAUGUUCAUUGUUGUAGCUGCUUAGCUAUGCCCAUGGGAGCCAAUUUCAUAGGGGUCGAGGUCCCUUCGGUCCUCCCAAUAAAAUAUUUGAGAGGGCUGCCCCCCACCCCAAGUUGAUGGGCAUUGCCAUUCAAAUGGUGUGCAUGCAUUGAAUAUUAUAUUCAAGUUGGCACCCCUGGCUACACCCUUCUCCAUGAUACACUAUUCCAUCCCUUCUCCUGACUGGCUUUCCACCUCACCCGAACCCAAUAGUUAGUUUCCCAUCCCCACUGAGCACACUCUGUCCUUGUUAGGCUGUUUUGGGUUCCCCUACUUCCUUAGGGUUUGUUCCCCUAAAUAUGUUUUGGCACUUCCUGCAAACAUGGGUGUUGUCUUCUCCCCUGUCCCUGUCCCCACCACGAGCCUGAUGAUACCUCGCCUCUGUGGCUGAGUAGUGCUGUUUAGACUGCAUAAGCAAAGGCACUUCUGAACCAAGGAAAUACUGUAUUUUUCGCUCUAUAGGACGCACCUUGUUUUAGAGGGAGAGAACAAGAAGAAUAAAAUCUCCCCCUCUCUGCUCAGCGCCCCUUCAGCAAAGCGGCAGGAGAAACGGAGCCCCUUCCAUUUCUCCUCCCGCUUCGCUGAAGGGGCGCUGCGCAGCUCUCCCUCUCUGCUGAAGCCAGGAGAGUCUUGCUCUCCUGGCUUCAGCAAAAGGAGCCCGAAGCCUCCGGAGCGCAGCGCGAGUUCCCGCUGUGCUCCGGAGACAUCAGGUUCCUUUCGCUGAAGCCGGGAGAGUCUUGCUCUCCCGGCUUCAGCAAAAGCAACGCGAAGCCUCCGGAGCGUGGAGGGAGCGCUCCCUCUGCGCUUUGGAGGCUUCGCGUUGCUAUUGCUGAAGCCAAGGAGCCUACAUUCGCUCCAUAGGACGCACACACAUUUCCCCUUAAUUUUGGAGGGGAAAAUGUGCGUCCUAUAGAGCGAAAAAUACGGUAGAUGGAAGAUGUGGGCUGCCCAGUCUUAAAUGCAAUGGUGUUCCAAAAAGCCAGGAGCCCUGUGGACCAUAUUCUUGUUCCCUAUUGCCCGUACCAUUGUGCCAUAGUAUGUGAAGAGAACUUCAGCAUUUUAAGCUGGGCAGCAGACAUUGCUAGCCAGAAUCCUCCUGAAUGUUCAAGGCAGAUGAUGAAGAGCCAGCCCUGCUCCACUUCUGCUGGUUUUAGAUCUCCUUGAGCUCGUUCGGUUUUGCCUGUUUGUUGCUUCCCUGUCUUACUACCUUGACCUGCUCUUUUCCUCUUGGUCUCCCAUGUAUUACAAAUUCUGCACCUGCCUGUCUCCUCUGCUCAGGCCACCUGAAGCCUUUCUGAUUGCAGCACUGCAUCUUGUAACACACAGAAAAAUGUGGAGUGGCUCUGAUCCCAAAGGCUGCACUUUACAAAGAACAGGUUUGACAAGUCCCUUCCUCUGGGGGGCUUACAAUCUAAAUAUAGACACAAGGGAAACAAUAGAAUGGAGAUAGGGGUAAACUGGAAAAAACCUACGAUUAUUUUGUUUAAGCAGUUACAGAAGAACUUUGGGGCUAGGGGAUCAGCUUGCAGAAAACAAUGAUGGAGUCGGGGCUUCUUUUCAGCCAGAACUCACUGGAACUCAGUUCUGGCACCUCUCAGGUGUGCACCAUCGCCAUUAUAAGAGAACAGGGGCAGAGUUCAUGGUGAGUUCCAGCACCUCUUUUUCUAGAAAAAGAAAAGUGGCGGAGCUGGUAAUUGGACAGGAGGAAUCAUGGACAACAUGAAAUGGCUGUGUACAGAAUAAGGAGGAAAAAAUGAAUCAAAUAGCAUUUGCUUUUUCAGAGUCAUGCUUUUGAAACUGCUUUGCAAAAUGCCGUGGCUUAUUGCCCGGGGUACAGUCAGCAGAGCAGAGCAAGCUGAAGUUCACUCGGCAUAAAUCUAGUGUAAUAGGCUAUUGCUGGAGUUCACAUUGAGGCCAGUUUUGUCAGGUGCAUUGUAUGAUGAGUAUAUAUUAAGAAUUAGCACGCGCUGGUUGGAGUAGGAUUUGCACGUUUACUGGUUCUCACAGACCUGGAGCUAGCCGGACUACCUCUUUCCUUAACACCGAGAGAGAAAUUAGUCCUUCUACUACACAUCCCCUGGCGCUGUCAGCUACCACCAUGACUGGGGAAGGAACUUGCCUUCUCCUUUCCUCGCCCCCAUUCUGUCAGCACCUGCUGAUCAGAGGAUCUUGCACAAGCAGCGUCUGCUGGUAAAGAAACAGCGUCAGGAAAAUAUGUGGGGUAAGAAAUGUCAGUUUUUAAUAAAACCUCUUGACAACUUAGCUAUAAUCUGCAUGCACACUUUUCAUUUGGCUUACAUCUAGCAUGUGGUUCUCCAAUUAGUAAAGGAUUUUAGUGUGUGUGUGGAUGUAUGUGCACAUGGCAUGCAUGGAUAAAUAGAAGACAGGUGGUCAUGAAAAUGAAAGCCUCUUAAGGAGCUUGUUAGCCAGCAGGUCUCUGGGCAGGAGGAUAAAGUGCUUGUGAUUAAUUGAAACGGGUCUGGAGUUCGAAUUUCAGCUCACCUAUUGACUAUUUGCUAGUUGAUCUGGAUGUGCAAGUUUUGAACAUGCUUAUCAUUUGGGGUUCCUUUGAAGUGCUCCCCUUACUCAUGUCCCCGAAGCAUGUUUUAAGAAACAGUUUAGAACUUUGGUGUGAGUGUUGCUUAGGAGGAAGCAAAGAGGAAACACUACAUUUGAGUUGUCAGAAGAAUUUAAAAUGCAGUUCAAACAAGAUGCCUGGUUGGUGCGACCUUUGCGUCUGGAGUGUGGUCGCUAAGAAACUCAGUUUCUCCAUUUGUAGCACAGUAAUAAUGAUCCCUUGCUUUGUGAUGGUGGCUGAAGUAUUGCUACUUGUCUAGAGCCUAAUACAGUUGACUAUAAAUCUAAAUGAGCCUUAAUGGAGAAUUUCUAGCUACCAGAAACAGUAGCUUUGCACUCAUUGAGCACCUGCCACAGAUUCAAAGUUUUGAGUAUUAUCUUGUCUUAUUAUACCUUCUCAAUUUCAUUUUGCUGUUAAAAAAAGGUACUUUAAAAUCAUCAAGUGGCCCAAUCUAAAUAGUGUGGAUUGUUUUCAAUCUCACCCCUUUAAGCUUUGGCCUCCUUUGUUCCUGCACACCAAAAAUUGCAAAAGCACCCCUGUCCUCAUCUUCAGCAAUGAAAAACGACUCCUUUUAUUAGUUGUAUGUCUCUUUUUGUCUCUAUUGCAGCUAAUCCUGCCUGUAGUGUUCAGACUGAGGAGUUUGUGAAUAGCUUAUUUGUUUAUCCCUCUUGUAAAGAAGAUUACUGUAUGUACAGAGGCUGUGGAGGGAUGCUGAAAUUACUAAUGUCUUGAUUGACCAGGCUGGUUUCCCAUUUUCUGCUCCAGCCAGGGAUACAGAAACGAUCUCUUCCAUCCCUGCCUUCUUUUCCCUUUGCUCUUUUGGUAGGUUCUUGCUGGAGUGCCUUGACUAGAUAACUUCCCACCAAAUUCAAUUCUGCUCUCUUAAAAAGCACAAUGAUGAAAUAUUGGAAGUUCUACAUAAGGGUGUAUGAGAUGGUAGGGUAUUUAUCUUGCACAAAAAUCUUGCCCAGGUCACAUGUUUCAGAAUGCGAGUUUGAUGAUGGUAUAGCCUUGACAUUAGUUUUCAUGCAUCUUCAGGUAAGGAUGUGAUGCCGAAGAAUUGAUGUAUAUGUGUUUGAAAAUUAAUGUAGGUCCAUGGCUGUGUUCACAUUGAAUAUUUAUACAAGAAUAAAUACAUUAGGGUUUCACUACUAAUGCAGUGCUUCUGAUUGAUCACUGACAUGCUUAUUGUACCAUGUGUAAAAAGAACAUUUGCAGAUCAGACAGACAGUUACAUUUUGUUGAUGAUCAGAUGCCGUGUGAUCAAAUGAUUCACAAAUGGGAUCAAAAACAGAUGUAAAAAAAAUAAUUUCUAGCACAGCUUCACAAUCUGUUUUUUAUUCCUAUCAGGUGGUACACACGCAUGUCUGAAUUAGUGUCCGGCUGUUGAACUAUUUGCACUGGUGGUUUUAUUGCUGCUCCUGACAGUGAUAAAAAGCAUAGGAAUUAAUUUCCAGCUGUUCUGGGACGUUGAAGCCUAGAAGUGUUGGAGCCCACCCAACAGGAGGUCUGCAGUAGAAUAACCAGUGAUAGACUCGGUGUCUGAGAAUAUUAUUUAAGUUGCAUUUUUUAUUUUUCACAGAAGUCUGACUCUGACUAGUCUUGCAUAACCUUUCCCUUUUCUCCAUCCUCUUUUUCUCCUUGUCCCGUCCAAAAAUACUAGAGCUCCAAGCGAGAGUGGAAGCCCCUGGAGGAUCGCAGCUGCACAGAUAUCCCAUGGCUGUUGCUGUUCAUUCUCUUUUGCGUCGGCAUGGUAAGUAACACAGCUCUAAAGGGGAAUCAGCGCAGGACUUUUCUUAAGGGACUCCUUGUUAAAACCUUUAUUUAGGGUGCAGGGUUAUAUAUAUGUGUGUGUGUGUGAUGUUAAAUGGCUGUGAUAAAAUACUAAUGUGACUGGCUUCCGCGCAACUCUGAGAUCAGUGUAUUUUGUGCAUUAGAAAUUACACAACAGUUCCCCUUCUGCCAACACACCUCUUAUUGUAGAAUGCUGACCUACUUAUCUGAACACUGCUUUAAAACAUGCUGGCACCAACAAUUAUUUUUUAAAAAAUAUUCUCAACCUUUCAUUGAACUAGAAUUUGCUUUUGUUUUUCAGAACUUUUUGGCUGCCUUUCUUUAAGACCUUAAGGCAGUUGCAUACAUUAAAAUACAACAUUAAAACCACAUACUGAAAUUAAGUGCCGUAUUUUUCGCUCUAUAAGACGCACCAGAUGACAAGACGCACCUAGUUUUUGGAGGAGGAAAACAAGAAAAAAAAAUAUUCUGAAUCUCAGAAGCCAGAGCAGCAAGAGGGAUCGCUGUGCAGUGAAAGCAGCAAUCCCUCUUGCUGUUCUGGCUUCUGGGAUAGCUGCGCAGCCUGCAUUCCCUCCAUAAGACGCACACACAUUUCCCCUUACUUUUUAGGGAAAAAAUGAGUCUUAUAGAGCAAAAAAUACGGUACUACAUCCAGCACCCUUGCAAUACAAUUGCCCUCUCCUUACCAUCAUGCCAAAGUUAACACUUGAAUGCUAAAAGCCUGGGGGAAUACACUAUGGUAUUCACUUGCCAGUGCAAGAAUUUCUUCCUCUCCCCAUUCGUGCCCCGCAGGCUUCCCAAAUCUGCUCCAGAGCAUUGAGGGAAUUUGGGGGCAUGCAGGGGCAUAGUUGGGGAACAAUGUUCCAUUGUGCAAGUGGAAAUCCUUGUGCCUUAGUAUUGUACUGGAUUCCACCCAAAAGCAGUGCAAGAAUAUUGCCAGAUGAGUCCUAGAGACUUUUCAGUUGUUCUCGUGUGAUCACAUAGAGCAGUGUUUCCCAAACCUAGGUCUCCAGCUGUUUGGGUUUUUUUUACUACAUUUCCCACCAUUCCUGACCAUUGGUCCUGCUAGCUAGGGACAUAGCUGUCAACGUUUCCCUUUUUUAAGGGAAAUUCCCUUAUUCUGAAUAGGAUUCCUCACAAGAAAAGGGAAAGGUUGAUAGCUGUGGCUAGGGAUGAUGGGAGUUGAGUCCAAAAACACCUGGAGACCCAAGUUUGAGGAAACACUGGUUCAGAGGAAACUCCUUUUCAUCACUCUUAAUUUUUCCCUUCCUAAUAGAAGGCUGGGACACUGGGAUGCGGGUGGCGCUGUGGGUUAAACCACAGAGCCUAGGACUUGCCAAUCAGAAGGUCGGCGGUUCGAAUCCCCGCGACGGGGUGAGCUCCCGUUGCUCGGUCCCUGCUCCUGCCAACCUAGCAGUUUGAAAGCACGUCAAGUGCUAGUAGAUAAAUAGGUAUCGCUCCAGCAGGAAGGGAGACGGCGUUUCCGUGCGCUGCUCUGGUUCGCCAGAAGCGGCUUAGUCAUGCUGGCCACAUGACCCAGAAGCUGUACGCCAGCUCCCUCGGCCAAUAAAGCAAGAUGAGCACCGCAACCUCAGAGUCGGCCAUGACUGGACCUAAUGGUCAGGAGCCCCUUUACCUUUAAUAGAAGGCAUGUGGAGCAGAGUCUUUCCAGUAGUGAGGUGGUCCCCCUCAAGGGAUGUAAAGUGUUUAGAGGUUUAAUAACGAUCCCCAGCACUUUGAAUUGGACCAAGAAGCUAAAUGGUAGCAAAUGUUGAGAAUCGGCAUAACACGAUUUCUCUACCUGUUGUACCUGUCAAUAGGCCAGCAGCUGCGUUCUGAACUAGCUGCUGCUUCUGUAGUACCUUCAGGGGCAUAGCCUCAUACAGAGUGCAAUGGGUCAGCCCCAUAUCAUGUGCCUGUAGCCCACAGCCUGAAAAUCCCUAGGGCAUGAGCACCACUAGUGCAAGAUGUUUAUCCGAAAGGAGGGGUCACAGCCAGCCAUAUUAUAUAUGACUUAUAAUGUGUACUGCUGGUCUCCACCAUUACCUGAACUUCUGAAAGCAACCCUGUUUUUAAAACUCAUGCAGUUCACAAACCUAUUUUAGGAAGUUUGUGACAACUCAGAGCAAGAUGCAUCCAGAUUUCUUAUGCAUCAGAUUCUCUCUCUCUCCCUCUCUCUCAACACAGAGUUUUAAUUUGACCGCCUUUAUGUAACUGGUAUAUAUUCAUACUUCGCAUGAUGCUACAGAGGUUUUGGGGGGGGGGCACUUUUCCUUUUUAAAAGAUCCUGAAAUAAGGAUGAAAGCAAGAUAGGAGUAAUUUUUGUUUUAUAUAUCUCUGUGGGGAACAUAUCACAAAGCUGCUGUUAAAAAGAAUGGUCUUUUUUAAUACAGUUUGCCAUGGAAAGCUUUCGUUCUCAUCUCAUUUCUUCCCAGGGUCUUAUUUGUGGCUUUUCAAUAGCUACCGGAGCAGCUGCAAGAUUGGUUUCAGGAUAUGAUAGUUACGGAAAUAUCUGUGGACAGAAGAAUAUAAAAAUAGAUGGAAUAGACAACAGUGGCUUAGACCUCACAAAAAAGAAGUGAGUAAUGGGGUCCAAUUACUGCUACAGUUGUUUCAUUAACUGAUGGAAUAUAGUUUUCUUUCAUUUUGGCUGUGGGUGGCAAGAUUAGGGAGAACAUUAAUGCAUUUCUUACUGUAAGUGUGGACGCCAUAGUUUUAUGUCAAGUGGUCACUUUCUCAUGAACACUUCUUGUACCUGGGUACUUGUGCAUCCUUAAUGUGUUCCUGGCUUUCAUACUUGUGAACCAUGUACUCUGAAAUUUCAAUUUAGAAUCCCUUUGAUGCUUCCGUGUGUUUAGAUAGUGCUGAGUUCUUAGUACCUCUCCAGGGUUUCCUGAACUACUUACAAAAUUAUGUUUUUGUAAUUCACUUCUGUUGUGGAGAAUUCAUAUUAAUAUAUACGCUACACACUAUUUUAGCACUUAGCACUUUAGCACUAUUUUAGCACUUAAUUUUAUAACGAAUGAUUUUAGACUGUUGUUUAUGCUGUACUUUUGUACUGUUUUAUUGUUGUUAGCCGCCCUGAGCCCGGCUUCGGCUGGGGAGGGCGGGAUAUAAAUAAAAUUUAUUAUUAUUAUUAUUAUUAUUAUUAUAUUAGUGAUAUACCAGUUUAGUCUUCGCCAAAGGAAUUGUUUUCUGUGAAGUAGUGACAUGUGGUUGAAAUUUUUCUGUGAAGUUCAUUAGUUCAUUAGUAACAGUGAAUGGAUACCAGUUGUAAAUGUGAUAUUAAGUAAGGCAGUUUCAAAGGCUUUGGUUUUACUAAAUAUAUGUAAAAUAAACAUGCUAAAUCGGAUUACUCUCUUGGACAUCACAAAAAUUUUCUGAUGCAAAUUGAACAUAUCCCCAUUUUAAAAUAAUUUAGCAAUGUAAACAACAAACAACACUGUUCUAAAAUAAGAGCUGUAAAACAAAAAAAUUGACUCUUCAUAAUAGUAACAUAUGCAAUAACUGAUUUGGUGUUUAGACAAUAUAACCAAAUUGAACAUUUUCUGAUGCAAAGUACCUAAAGGCAACUUUUCUAAUUCAAGCUUUUCUGGAAGACCCACAUCAUUGCUUGAAAGUGCAGUGACUACAGUUCAGUGAGGAUAGAUAAUGACCAUUAAUCAGCUUGUUCUCAAAGCUACCAGCAUGAGUUUGACCAAACUGCGGGAGGCAGUGAAAGACAGGAGUGCCUGGCGUGCUCUGGUCCAUGGGGUCACGAAGAGUCGGACAUGACUAAACAACAACAAAUCAUAUUGAGCUUGUGCUGUAGAAAAGCCCUUAGAUGUUUUAGUAUUAUGGGAGCCUUGGAAUAUAUUUUCAGGGUCAUGUGAUGCAAGGCAGAGUUUAUGUAGCUCAGAAACAUUUAAAGGGCUCUGGGAUAGCUGAAGUGUAUGUAUGUGGACCUUUGAGGAACAAUACUUAAGAACGACCUAAGUCCUUUCUGUUGCAAAUGUGAAGGACAUCCUAUUGAAAAUCAAACAAUAGAGAUGAUUCAAAGGAACAGGGAUAGGUAUGGGACCUAGGCCGGCCGCUAGAACUGAGAGUGUGUGCAUAUCCAGGGUUUUAGCCCUGGAUAUCCUGUAAAGUAACAAGGAUAUAUACUGUUGGACACACGGAGACAGCAUUAAUUGCAGUCAAAGAGAACCAUGCUAUGGUACCUUCCUGUUUAGUUCUGUAACUGCUUGCCAUUGUUAGCUGGCCAAAAGUCACCCAAAAUGAAAAGAAAAAGGGAGCAGCAGCAGCAUAAUGGGGAAGGCCAAAGGUGUGGAUGCAAUAUACGGUAAAGAUAGGUUAUAAUUCAGUUGGAUUCUAUCAGUUUCCAUUAUUAGGCAUGUCUUUUGGCUUUCCUCCUUUCUCUAAAAUUCAGAGUCCUUUGAAAAGCAAAAUAUAUAUUCAGUGAACGAGAAAAUGAAAUUUGAUAGAAGCCAUGCAGGCAUUGACGCAGAAAGCAAUGACGCUUGGAAGAAACAAGAUUUGUCUCUAUGACUUUGUGAAAUUUCUUCUUGCGCUACCUUUCGUUGUGGCAUAAUGUGUGGUAACAGAAUUCAACCCCUUUUCGACUUCAGUCACGUUUUAAUGCGAUGACAAUAUGGCUAUGCUGACUUUUCCCCUGUGUGCAGUUCAGAUGUUGAAAGCGAGACACAGGGAGCAAACGGUGCAGAAGUAAUAAAAACUACCACUUUUCGAAAAGCUACAAAGAACCUGAUUCUUGACUCUGUCUUCAGGCUAACAAAAUGGGGUUUUCAUGGUCUGAGGCGCUUGAACUUUCCAGUUUGCAGCCUCCCAGAAUUUCUCCCCAAGGAAAGCACACAGCGAACCCCAGACAGGGAUUAAGACAAGAGACUUAGAUAGUAUAGAUUGGGACAUUUUUUCACCCUGAGGGUCUCAUUCUAAAAGUCUGGUAGUUUUUUUUAUCUUUGACAUCUGGUGGGAGGGCGUUCCACAGAGAGGGCGCCACUACCGAGAAGGCCCUCUGCCUGGUUCCCUGCAACUUGGCUUCUCGCAGUGAGGGAACCUCCAGAAGGCCCUCAGUGCUGGACCUCAGUGUCCGGGCAGAACGAUGGGGGUGGAGACGCUCCUUCAGAUAUACUGGACCAAGGCCGUUUAGGGCUUUAAAGGUCAGCACCAACACUUUGAAUUGUGCUCGGAAACAGCAGCCCUGUUUAGGGAAGCUUUUAAUGUUUGAUGUAUUACAGUAUUUUAAUAUAGAUAUAUUUGAAGCCGCCCAGAGUGGCUGGGGAAGCCCAGCCAGAUGGGCGGGGUAUAAAUAACAAAUUAUUAUUAUUAUUAUUAUUAUUAUUCCCCUAUGAACAGCCUUCUGGUAGCUUAUUGCCAGUGGUGGGUGGAGCCACAGCCAGAGGCGGAGCAAGUGGGGGCAGUUCACCCCAGGUGUCAUCCCUGGUGGGGGGGGAUGACUAAAUCCCCCCAGGGUGGAUCGCCACCGCGCUGAUCGCGCACCCCCGGGCAGAUCGCCCCGCCCCCACGUGCACGGCAUCUGGCUGCUUCGGGUAUCCGAGCAGCUGGCACCACCGCUGGCUGCAGCCGGACAUGGAGAGAGCAACAGGUGCAAUUCUUACCUUUGUACUGUAGGCUACUGUGGCGUUUGCCUCCUAGGUGGGUCAUAAGGAAAGGAUUAAAAUGAGUGUGAUGUGAUUAGCCAGUGGAAACUGAUAGGAGGAGUUAGAGUGAGAGUUGGAGUUGUGUGGAAGUCAGUUGAGAGUGGGGAGUUGGAGAAGGAAGAGGGAGGAAUAGUCUGUGGGUUGGUCGAGUUGUGUUGUGAGGGAGUGAGAGGAAUUGUUAGGUGGAGUCAGAUAGAUAGUUAGUUGGGAUAAUUAGUUUGAAGUUGUUAGGAAUGAAUAGGACAGUUAAGGAACUAAGAUUAAGAAACUGCCAAGAAAAAUUAACUGUAACCAUAAGCUUGUUCAUGCCUAUAAAAAUAAAUUUGAUUGUUUGUUAAUGUUAACAACUGACUGGACUCCGUGUGUACCUGUGAGAAACGGGUUGGUGGCAGCAAAUACAGUGGUGCCCCGCAAGACGAAUGCCUCGCAAGACGAAAAACCCGCUAGACGAAAGGGUUUUCUGUUUUUCGAUGCGCUUCGCAAGACGAAUUUCCCUAUGGGAUUGCUUUGCAAGACGAAAUGUCUUGCGAUUUCUUGCAAUUUUUUUCGCUUCCCCCCCCCUUUUUCUAAGCCGCUAAUAGCCGCUAAACCGCUAAUAGCGCUAAUCCGCUAAGCCGCUAAUAGGGUUGCUUCGCAAGACGAAAAAACCGCUAGACAAAGAGACUCGUGGAACGGAUUAUUUUCGUCUUGCGAGGCACCACUGUAAAGCAAUGACAGUGGUGGCACAGGGUCCCUAGACCGUCAAACGUCCAGGGGCCCUGUGUGAUCGCCACAGCUACCUUUCAACCAUGCAAAAGCCAGAGGGGGACACAGAUCAGGGCUUUUGAGGGGGUGUGGCCUGAGAAUGGGGUGUGGCCUGGGGUGUGAACUGGGGAGAGGGGCGUGGCCUAGGGUGAGUACCAGGAGAAAUCUGGAGGGUCACUUUCUGCUUGUGGACUAGAGGCUCCCUACUCUGAGCUUGUUUAAUUUAUAUUCAGGGACCCAUCUCAAAAGACAAGUACUAGUCACUUCUUACCAAAUUAUUUAUGCCUUAUAUCAGUCAUCACCUUUCCAUGCAACACACAACCUUUUGGCCUAUAGGAAAUAAAAUGUGCUCAAUAAAACAGUACUAGCAAUUAAUACACUAUAUAUUUCCUUGAGAUUGCCACAAAAAGUUCUCCAUCUGCUCAGCAGCUGACGUAGCAGAUGGUUUUAUUGCAAGAUUUUUAUUGUACAGAUUUUUUUUUCAUAUUCUUCCUUUUUCGGUCCAAAUGUUUAUUAAAAAUCUGUUUUUUAAAAUGUCAGCUUUUCCAUCCAUAUAAGGCAGAAUGUGAAAAAUGCUUAUUUCUUAAAGAGAUGGAAACAUUAUGUGUAACUGAAGACAGGCAGCAAAAAGGCCACAACUUUUUUUUAUUUGCGAGUUUCUUGACUUGCUUCCCACUAUCCCUGGAUGUAAAAUAGUUCGAUGGGUAGAAUUUUUCCAUUUCAGAAAAUGUAAUGAUUCAGAACGUCUAGGGAAUUUGAAUCACAGAAAGCUUAUUUUCCUUCUCAAAAAUAAACGAAAAAGGUUUCUACCUGAGAACACUUCUAAUUCCAUUUUAGACUUAAACCCACCCACCCCCUUGGACCAACUCCCCAUCCCUUGGACCAACUUGGUGCCUUCCAGAUGUUUUUGAACUACAGCUCCCAUCAUUCCAGGCUGGUUAGGGUUGAUGGGGAUUGGACUCCAACAACAUCUGAAGAGCACCAUUUAAGGCAAGGCUGCUUUGGACAAUCUCCUCUUCCAAUAUCCUGGGAGAUCAUAAUGACUGUUCCCUAUUGCCUUCCUCAUCCCUUCAGAUACCCUAGAACAGGGGUCUGCAACCUUUAAGACAAAAAGAGCCACUUGGAGCGAAGAAAAAAAACCUGGGAGCCGCAAAACCAUUGCGACAUUUAAAACAGUGGGGAGUGUCGGGGCACACAAUGCGCCUCCUCCCCUCGCUAGUAUCCGCCCCGGAGCCGCAGCAAAGGUGUAAAAGAGCCACAUGCGGCUCCGGAGCCGCGGGUUGCUGACCCCUGCCCUAGAAUAUGUGAAACUGAUAUGCAAUUUGUUUCCAAGAGAGCUAGUGUAACACAGAGGCAACAAGUGUCAUGGAUGGCCUGUGAGCUAGGAAAAUCCCCGUUCAAAGCAACAAGCGGCUUUAGGCAACAGUCCUGAUUUUUCAGCUUCACCCCCCUCUUAUCUAACAAUAUGGUCCCAUAUGAGCAAUUUUUAAAAUCUGGUGAUUUAAAAACUUGGUUUUGCCAAGUUUACUUUCAGUUUCAAAGAAUCUUGGCUUAGUUUUACAUGCAAACCAAGAAUCCCAAUUUAAAAGGAACUAUGGUUAACUGCUAAAGAAGCAAGCUUUUAAACCUGUGGUUUAAAAUUGGCUUGUUUAGCAGCUAGCUAGUGUUUGUUUUCAACCAGGAUUCCUGGUUUGCAGAUAACACUAAGCCAAGAUUCUGCGAAAGUAACUCCCCAGAAGACCUUUUCCUGUCCAUGCAGAAGGAUAGAAGAGGAGACGCAUGCAAGCCCCACACUUCACUCAUGCUGACUGAGACGUGUCUGCGUAAUGCUAAAUCAAGGCUUAGCAAUGCAUCCAAAGCAGCCGUUAUAUGACCACGCUUGCCUCUGGAAUUGUCCUGAGACUCUAAUCGAGCAUACUGUUUGGUGUUUCUGCGCUAUGCUCGUUUGACAGUAUAGAGCUGUCUAGAGGAAUUGCAGAAAAUCAAUGAAAUCGGAAAACCUAGGGAGCAUGUACCUUAAAGCUCAGAUUCAAGACGGACUCGGUCACUGCAGUCGUGUUCCCGACUUAAAAUAGGCAAGCUCUUAAAUCGUUAAUGUGGAAAAGUUUUUGAUUCCUGAUUUGUAUGCGCAUAAGGCAUCCUUUCCCAGUAGCAUGACCGUAAUACCAGCGAAGGAGCUAAAGAACUCUUUCCCCAAAUCUUGUCCAUAUUUAACGAAAUGCUGCACAGUAAAUUUGUGCUUUAAAAGGAAACCUCUGCAAUCAAAUGUGCAGGCUGUUGAUUGGUUGGGGAAUAUGCACUGUGGGACAGAUACUACAAUAGCAAAGGAAAUAAAUGAUCAGGUGCAGUGAUAUAGGACUGGGGGUUGGUUUAACAAGGCAGUCCAACUUUUCAUACUAAGCGGGCCACUUUGACAUGGAACCCAUGAGCUACACAUUGCAGCGGUGCAGGUAACGAGGCCCAAAAUUGACAUCCCCUCCCCGGCCCUCAUGCUACCUUCCCAAAGCUGUCUAAGUGAGGCUCUGGGGCAGGCAUCCCCAAACUCGGCCCUCCAUCUGUUUUGGGACUACAGUUUCCAUCAUCCCUGACCACUGGUCCUGUUAGCUAGGGAUGAUGGGAGUUGUAGUCCCAAAACAGCUGGAGCGUCGAGUUUGGGGAUGCCUGCUCUGGGGCUUUUGGAAGGAGGUGUGAGGCUGUGAGGAGGUCCUAGAGCCCUCCCAUCUCCUUCCCAAUGCUGUGAAAGUGCUACCUAGACUUUGGGAAGAAGCUGGGAGGACUCUAGGGCCCUCUUGGAGCUGCCUCGCUUACCUUUGGGAAAUCAGCAUGAGGGUUGCAGGGUGUGGGUGGGUGUCAAAUACUGCUGAAGGCCACCAAAGAAGUCCUCGAGGGCCACACAUUGGACCCCUCUGGUUUAGAUAAUGCGCCUGGAUCCCAACUGAGCCUGUGGUAGUAGCAGAGGGAAUUCAAGAUCAUUUGGCUCUGGCCAAAUCUGUUAAGCAUCUUCUCUGCACAUGUAAAGAAGUUGGUGCAGAACAAAUGUGUUUCCAUAGAGACAGCUGGAGAUGCUUCCGGGAGAACGGUAGGUGUGGCUUUUCUCACCUCAUCUGGCUAGGUGCCACUCAUCCUAGGAAGGAGAACAAUAGGCCAGGAAUGAGUGUAGCUGAACCUGGAAACAAAAAAAAGGAGACAUGGAAGCUUGACUUUCUCAGGGUUCAGAGGCCUCCCUGGAAACCAAAGGGAGCCAAGAUCUGUUGGAGUGUUGAUGCUCUAAGUCCUUCCAUCCUAUGCCCAGGUUGUAUAUAUGUGUGAAUAAAACCAUAUAUUCUAAUGAUAAGACACUUCUGGUGAUUAUUAUUUUUAAAGUGCACACACAGAUUCUGCCUUUGUUUACAAGCUUUUAUCAGUGUAUAUUUAUUCUCUUGAGGAAAGUACAUGCAUUAUUUUAUAGAUCCAAAUGAAUUCCAGUUGACAUUGGGUUCUGGCACUUACUGCUGGUUUCACAAAACUUGUUAAACGACAGAAAUCACACAGUUCUCUAAGAUAAGUUAUUUUAAGCUAUUGUCGGGGGGUGGGGGGAAUCGGGUACCUGAAGUUAUCUUUCGGAAAAAUGUGCUGAAGUUACCCAUUGAAUUACAAACCAGUCAUGUGGAAAAUCUAUUUAAAAUAAGAAGCUGUUUUCCGUAAUGCUUAUCCAUCGGAACACAUUGGGAUCUCUGUUUUGCUUUCAAGUUACCAAUAUAAUUUUACUAAUUGACUUUUGCUUGGUAUUUUAACCGGGGGCGGGGCGGUGAGGUGGGAUGGCCAGGAUCAUCCUGAAGACAUCAAUGUGGAGUAAACACUCAGUGCUUACAUUGUGACUUCAAUUACAAAGGAUAGAUGGAGCUGUGUGUGCUAGAGAUCAAUCUGUAACUGUGAACAAUCGAUUGCAGCAAGUUGCUACUUUUCUGUAUCACAUUUCAAGCUUCCCUGCUACAGUAUAUGGUGAAUCAUUCUCUAAACUUGGCACUUGCUGAGUCCAUUCUCAGAAAAAUGAAAAGCAUUUAGGAAAUAAUUAUGGUCGGCUUCAGGUGUUGUGUGGCUGCCAGAUUUUGUUGCUGAAUAUCCUAUUGGUACGCCCUGAAAUAAACUUUUAAAGUAUGAUGUUCCUUUAAAAUGUAACUAGAAAUGCUACACACAUCCCACUGCCCCCUGAGAGUCCAAGGAGGAAUGAGAGAUAAUGGUGUACUUUAGCAGAUGAGAUGUAAGUUGCCAACAGUGCCUUAUUUUCAUAUAUUAUCUCUUUGCCUUUUGGUGAUGGUUUAUAUAGCCAGCCAGACAUGCAUCUAUCAUUGUGGGCUCCACUUCACCUUAUGAAAAUUUUAGUGCCAUUUCAAAGGGAAAAGUGGGGGAAGCCAUUACUAAAUUCUGGGUGAACAGUGUACUUCUGAAAGGGAAAGGUUACAAGUUUUAAAAUGAAGAAAGUUUGUUUAGCAAUUUGGGAGUUUCCUUACUGGUAGGAUAUCUCUCAACAGAAAUCCUUUUUAAGUCUGUUUUUGAUCCAUUCUGAAUGUUUCGGUGUGUGUGUUUUCUUAAAGGUACGUGUUCUUUUUGGAGCCAUGCAAUGUAGAUCUGGUGAAACGGAAGAUCAAGUCCAUCGCUCUUUGCGUAUCAGCAUGUCCACGGAAGGAGUUGAAAACCCUGGCUGAGGUUCAGAAUUUUGCAGAGACUAAUGGUAAGGCAAAACAACAACAACAGUGCUAUUUCUAUUUCUGCUCAGUAUUAUAGAGGGCUAUAAUACUGUCUUAGUACAGUCGAACCUCUACUUACCACUGCCUCUUCUUACAGUUGUUGCAAGUCGCGACCGCAGCAAACCCAGAAGUAACCGGUGGGUUUGCCGCCAUUUGCGCAUGCGCAGGAGUGGGCAAUCACCACCCGUGCCUGCGCACAAUGGCGCCUCUCCCAGCGACCCAUUUCAACCUCCAGACGGACCUCCGGAACGGAUUAUGGUCGCAAAUAGAGGUUCCACUGUAUUUUAACUUUCCUGGUAUUUUAACUUUUGUGUGUUUUAAAGUACAGUUGUGAUUUUUUGUCAGUUUUAUUGCUUUAUCUUUUUGUAAACCACUCUAAGGUUGGUUGUUGUUUCUUACAAUCAAGCAGUGUAGAAAUUUUCGUGGAAUAAAUAAUAAUAAAAUAUUAAUCAGAGAGCAUUUUUUAAAAAAAAAGUAAACAGUGUGGUCCACUACCUAAGAAGAGGUUUUUCUGCUUCUCUAAGAUUGUUCCUGCUAUAAUGUGUGUGCAUGAUUACAGACUACUGUAAUGCACUGUAUGUGGGGCUACCCUUGUAUCUGGUUUGGAAGCUGUGGCUAGUGCAAAAUGCAGCUGCUAGAAUGCUUUGUGAGACAUUUGUGAGAAGUGCGCAUAUUACACUGGUGUUGAUAGAACUGCAAUGAUUGCCUAUUACAGGGGUGGCCAGCUACCAAGAGACUGCGAUCUACAGUACUUACAGAAUUAAAAACUAAAAACUGGCAGUGAUCUACCCCCGUUUUGGGGGGGGUUCAGGUCAAAGUUUUUGACCUUUUUUUAGGGAGGAAGAAAGCUCCGUUUUUAAGGCUGGGGAAACAAACAGCCUCACUGAGUGAACUCCAUCUUCCAUCCAGCAGAUUGUGCAACAAUGGAGGACAGGGCGAGGGGGCAGGGCAAGAUUCGAUUUUACCAACACUAAGGAAAGGGACCCAGCGAUCAACCGCGAUCUCCCAAAACCUCACGGGGAUCUACCAGGAGAUCACGAUUGACCUGUUGGACAUCCCUGGCCUAUUAGAUCCUCAGGCUACAUUCCUGUUCCUUCAGGGGGACGUAACCUAUCCCAAACAGGCUCUCUCCCUAGGUCCUGCAUCUUUUUAAUGUUAUGAACCAUCCUGAGAUCUACAGGAAUAGGGAGGUGUACAGAUGAUGAUGAUGAUGAUGAUAGUCUCUCCUGAUUUAGAAGAUGCCCAAGCUUCUGUGAGAAUAAGCAUGUUCUGCUAGCCCAAAACCAGUAUUUCUGACUCUAUGUGACAAAUGAACAAUAUUAAUAUUUGCUGGAAAAUGCUUCUUUAAUAAUGUGAUAUUCCCAUUUCUCUUCUUAUUUUAAAAAGCUUCCCCUUCCCUCAGAGUUCUGCUCUCCUCUGCCAGCCCUCUCAGGUUUUUAAAUUAGCAUUAGCACGUUAAUCCUAAACCAAGGCAUUGGAUUUUAUCAGAAAAGACACACUAAUCUCUCUUCACUUUGUGUGACCUUGCGGGGGCAACUGCUUGUGUUUGAAGUAAGCGUACCAGAAAGUAGAUGCAAGCACUGAGGGUUGGGACAAACCACUGGGUGCAUUGAACGUGUUGAUAAAGUAAUCAAGAAAAAAGGAAUUUCACUGAAAGAUUUCUUACGGACAUUAUUGUUAAGGGAGACUUAGUUAAGUUUUCAUAAUUAAAAUACUUCGGAAUCUGAUUUAUUUAACUGGAGACAUUUUGUCUGCCUUGUAGAAAUGAGAAAAUUUCUGGUUUAGGGUUUGUAAUUGAGUUUUUACAGACUUUCUGCUUAAUACAUAGGUACAAAAAAUAGUGGGCCAUUAUGCUUUGGUGCAACAUGAAGGAAGCCGGUACUUGAGUAGUCUCUUCUCUCUCCUCCCCUUGCAUACCCUGUUUUCUUCCCUCACUUCUGUUUAAGUAGCAAAUCAUGCUUGCAGUUACAUUCAAACUAGGAAAAUAUGGUUUGUGCAAACCAUUGUUUGCCCACAAUCCAGCACCACAAACCAGGAUUGAAACAAACCAUUUUUUCCAUUUCAGAGAAAAUAACAAAACAAGGGUUUGUGAAGAACUACAAAGGAAGUGCAGAAAUCACUGCACAUGAGGGAAGGAGGCCACAUGUGAACCCAAGACUUAAGAUUUUUUUGGGUAUUAACACCAAAACAUGGUUUAGCAUUGUUUCUGAAGCAAUUCAGUGCCUUGAAGUGUUGGGCUUUAGGUUUGCCGCAAAAUGAAACAGAGGUGAAAUAUCAUUAAAGAGCAUAUAAAUAUUGAGUUGUAGCUGCAAAACUGGAUGCCUUCAUCUUCCCCACCUUCAAUAAAACCUGUCUCUCCUGCCACCGUGGUGGCAUUUUGACUGAGUGCAUCAGCCUGACACUUAUACAAGUGACACAAACAUUUUAUGAUGAAUGCAUUUAAUAAGAAGUUGAGACGUUUCUCAUCUCCCACAGCUUAUAAUCAUAACCAAUCAUUCAACACUUAAUUUAUUAUGUUACCAACAGUAGUGAAGGAUUUUCUCUGCCCUGUGGUGUUGGAAUGUAAAAAUAUGUAGCCAUGUUGACUUCUAAAAAAUUGAUUUUGGCUCUUACUACAUAUAUAUAUAUAUAUAUAUAUAUACACACACACACACACACACACACACACACACACACAGUGGUACCUCGGGUUAAGUACGUAAUUCAUUCCGGAGGUCCGUUCUUAAUCUGAAACUGUUCUUAACCUGAAGCACCACUUUAGCUAAUGGGGCCUCCUGCUGCUGCUGUGCCGCCGGAGCACGAUUUCUGUUCUCAUACUGAAGCAAAGUUCUUAACCCGAGGUACUAUUUCUGGGUUAGCGGAGUCUGUAACCUGAAGCAUAUGUAACCUGAGGUACCACUCUCUCAGUGUGUGUGUGUGUGUGUGUGUGUGUGUGUACACACACACACAGUAGUCACGAAAUUAAAAGACGCCUGCUUCUUGGCAGAAAAGCAAUGACAAACCUAGACAGCCUCUUAAAAAGCAGAGACAGCACCUUGCCAACAAAGGUCCAUAUAGUUAAAGCCAUGGUUUUCCCAGUAGUGAUGUAUGGAAGUGAGAGCUGGACCAUAAAGAAAGCUGAUCGCCGAAGAAUCAAUGCUUUUGAAUUAUGGUGCUGGAGGAGACUCUUGAGAGUCCCAUGGACUGCAAGAAGACCAAACCUCUCCAUUCUGAAGGAAAUCAGCCCUGAGUGCUCACUAGAAGGACAGAUCCUGAAGCUGAGACUCCAAUACUUUGGCCACCUCAUGAGAAGAGAAGACUCCCUGGAAAAGACCCUGAUGUUGGGAAAGAUGGAGGGCACAAGGAGAAGGGGACGACAGAGGACGAGAUGGUUGGACAGUGUUCUCGAAGCUACCAGCAUGAGUUUGACCAAACUGUGGGAGGCAGUGGAAAACAGGAGUGCCUGGCAUGCUCUGGUCUAUGGGGUCACGAAGAGUCGGACACGACUAAACGACUAAACAAUCGGUCUUAAGUGACACGUCUACGUAUCCCAUGCUUCUGGUUUACUGAAAAUCCGAUGUCUAAGUAACUGAGUUGUAUUUGUCUCUAGAGAAAAUGAUUACAGAGCCUCCUGGUUUAAGAAGAGAGAGGCUUAAAUCUAUGCCAGAUUUAGUACAGCAUUAUCUAGACCUGAGUAUCCCAAGGUGAACAACAGUUGCAUUUUAAUUAAAUUUAACUUGUCAAAUUUAAUCAAAGCCAAUCAAAUUUAAUAUCAGAGCCAAGAAAUUGUCACCGAAGGCAAUUCUUAGCACCAAAUCAGUCCUAGGCAUGGGGUUAUUUUAAGCAAACCCUGCUAAUUUCUGCCAUAUUUUCUCAUAAGUACCGUAUUUUUCCAUGUAUAAGAUGACCUCUAUUUUUUUUUUAAUCCAAAACUAAGAAGUUACUCAAAAUUGUUGAGCUUUCUGCAGGGCACCAAUGCUGCCCGCUGAGUGAAGCAGAAGCUUUCACGGCAGCCGUGGGAAGAUCAAGGAAAUACCGUAUUGUUCCACGUAUAAGAUGACCCCCAAUUUUUGACUAACAAAAUUGAGCAAAAAGCAUUGUCUUAUACACUGAAAAAUACGGUAAGUGUGAAUGGGGUCGUUGCCUAGGAGAAGUAGUCAAAGGUGCUAUGGGGGAAAACGGCUUCUUGUAACCUUUGGAUUUUUGCCAGAUGGCAUGUAGCCCCAAGCUGUCAUUUGAACAGAAAUGCAAUUUUGAGAAGUUGUAAUGGAUACAUAAGAUGUUUUGGUUUGAUAUUUCACGGUUCAGUGGUACUGUGGGGGGGUCUUCUUCAGCGUCCUUCGUAAUAGCCUAGGACUGUCUGUAUCUGUCAGUGCUGUCAUGUACAUUUAUAGAGACAAUAUAAAAAGACUUUGUGGGGGAAAGAAACUUGAAACAAUGUGCUUGGCUGCUGAGAGUGGCGGUACCUUUUCUUAAUGGAUCGUGUUUACAUCAGCGACUGCCUAUCACAAAGUGAACGAAAAACACUUUUGAGCACAUUUUAGGUCCAUUAAAAUGUACAGAGGGAUUGUCAAGAAGUGGGAGAAGUUGGAUUGUUUCUUAUACUGAAACGCUCAACCUGCAGGUGCUUUUUGAUGACUUGAAGAUCACAAACCUUGCAAAGAUUUUCCAUAAACUUUCCUGUUAUUUUUGGUACUCUCCUCCCCCCACCCCGAUUCUCUGUGUCUCAGUAGCUAGGGUUUAGGGUCAAAAAAGGAUUUCUUUGCAGUAUUCUGGUACAACUUUUGUCUGCUGUAAUUAAAAAAAUAAAAAUUCUUCUCUGCAUUAACCUCUGUUGUGAAGCUAGUUUUUGAGUCAGGAGUUUGACAACUGUGGAGUAAUUUCAAAGGAAUCUGUGAUCUUGUAAAAAGAAGGAAAUGUCGGCAUGUGAUGACAAUUCCCUCAUUCCUUCUUGGUAAAGCUUUGUUGUGAAUAUGCUUCAGCAGAGUUGGAUCACUGUCAGAAGAGGAAUUUAAAUAACUAAAUAUUUUCCAAUAAUUCUUAAAAUAUGAAUACGAACAAUCUGUUCAUUUCAAUGAAGCUUCACCAUGGAAGAAUGAUGGAGAAGAGCUUCUGUCUGGUAAGUCAUGUGUAAAUUCAUGUGCGGUCAGUUGCUAGAACCAUGUUUCUGAGAACCAGGGGUUUUAUCAAGAUUCUUCCAGAAAAACAUCAGCAAUGGCAAAAAUUAAGUUGUCCACCAUAACCAAUCUUCGACCAAAAUGCACAGGUCAUGGAGAAUGGUGCGUUUGCUUUAGGUUGUCCUCUUUGUAGCCCCAGAAAGUCUGGUAGGUCCCGCAAAUGGAGACUGCACCCCAGUAAGUGCCUCGGAAUCCAGUGGCAUAGUGUGGGUUGCCAGUGCCUGGGACCACGUGGAUGGGGGGGUGAGAGGGAGGGAAACUGCAAGCAUGCACAUUCAACAGCCUAAUGGCGUCUGCAUCACCCAGGAGAUUGCAGACACAGAAAUAAGAAGAGUCACUCUGUUGUCUGGAGAGGUCACUUCCUGGAGACGCCAUUUUCAACGGAGCCCAGGAAGCAUACAGUUGUAUUGAGGCAGCACUGGGGGUUGAAAUUUUGCACCCCCAAACAAUUUUGUGCCCGGGGCAACUGCCCCUGUGGCCACCCCCACACUAUGCCACUGUCUGAAUCACCUGUAGUGUGCAGGGUUUCGGUGUAGUGGUUCCUGCACUGAUAAAUACUGUAUUUUUUGCUCUAUAAGACGCACUUUUCCCCUCCUAAAAAGCAAGGGGAAAUGUGUGUGCGUCUUAUGGAGCGAAUGCAGGCGGGAAGCUCUGCUCAGCGCUCCCUUUAACGAGCCGCGUGGAGCGUGUGUGCGGCUCUUGGGGGCUUUUCCCCGAGGAGGGAGAAGGGCUGCCCUUCUCCCUCCUCGGGGAAAAGCCCCCAAGAGCCACACACACAAUCUGCAAGCUCUUUAAAGGGAGCACGGCUCUUGGGGGAGCCUUAGCCGCGUGCAGCCUCUCCCGGGCAGUGGGAGCCUUCAUCCCCUGCCCGGGAGAGGCUGCGCGCGGCCAAGCAAGAAGCCAGGACAGCCAGCAGGAUCGCUGCGCAGCUGUCCUGGCUUCUGCGAUUCAGAUUUUUUUUUUCUUGUUUUCCUCUUCCAAAAAUUAGGUGUGUCUUAUGGUCUGGUGCGUCUUAUAGAGCGAAAAAUACGGUAGCUGCAGAACGGGUUUCCAAAAGGUCAUGGAGUUUGAAAUCCACUUCUCUUGAGCGGUUGCUGGAGAGUCCAAAGAGUUCAGUGGAAAUGCGAAAGUUUGAGAACUGCCAGGACAACAAGCUCUGAAUGUGCAAAUAGAUUGUGCCAUCUCCGUUUCUUCCCCACAGAGACCUUGCUGCUCAGGGAAGCCUUUUCAGCGGCUUUCUUGCAACCCAGAAACGCAGCUGCCUCCAGAUAGACACACUAGGCCUAGGGGCUCUGCAGCUGAUAAAAGGGAGCACACUUAAAAUGUACAGUGAUAAAAAAACCUGAUCUACUGUGAGCUCUGCGGCAUGAAUGUUUAAUGCCCUUCUGCCAUUCCUACUUAUAACUUGUCACCCCUUGAUACAAGUUUAAAGCUAUGGGAUUCGGUGGCUUGCUUCAGUUCACAGAGGGUGGCAUUAUUUAGGAGAACCAUGCUGAUUUAUCUCCGCUAGCUACGGGGCUCAAACUCAGCUAGCGGAAUGGAGAGUUCCAUAACCUUUUGAUCUAAUCCGUUGGGUUAAAUCCUGAUUCUCUUUAUUCGUAGAGGCGGGUGGGCAGCUAUUGCAGGUGUAAACUACUACACCAGUUCUUCUACUACACCAGUUCUUUCUUGGGGAGUACUAGGCUUUUUGGGGGGGAGGCUUUAUCUUUGAAAAAUUGGUAUUUUGUAGAUCUAGCUUCCGUGCCGCUAAAGCUGUUCAUGUUUAUAAUAUCAAUGGACGUGGUAGAUCAUUCCUCCUCAAGUCAUGUUUUCCAAAAAAAAUUUCCUCUCUUUUUUCUUUAAACAGGCUCCACUUUGUGUAGUUAUGAACUAAAGCCAUCUGAAUACACUACAGAUCCAAGGGCUGCCAAGCUUUGCCCCAAGCUCCCAGUUCCAGAGAGGUAAUGAAAUGACUGCUUUGUGUCUCAUUCUUGGGUCAAAACAUAACUUUUGUCGUUGUUAAUAUGAGAUAAAAUGACUCAGCAGCCUUAUUGCUAGCUCAGCAUGCAGCCGCAGGGUAUAUUUAUAGGUGUUCCCUUUAACACCCUUGUCUAAGGAAAAGGACCAGUUUCUUAUCUGAUACACUUUACAAGUUAAGACAGCAUUUAAAAAUACAUUGGAAAAUGUGUUAUAUUGAUACUGCUGCCACCACUCAGCCUGGAACUUGAAGGAGUUUAGCGCUUUUAGGAUGCUCUGCUAUAAACAGCUUAGGGGUGUGUUUGAUGCACGUGCAUGAGAAUGGUUCUUUGUCAAUUGCGACAGAACUGUUGUGUCUUCUCUUGUAUUUCACUGAGUGACAUUUGGUUUGUUGGCUGGUUUUUGUUGGACCCCUAACAUCCUGCUCCUGAGUUUCUCAGUCUAGAAUGUGGAAAACUAGAGUCAUAGCUAUGCAGGGAUCCCCUUUGUACCCACGGUUUAACAUCUAAUCUGGAAACAACCUUUGACACUGCUCGUAGUUUAUUGAGCUUGUCUGAUCAGCAUAUAGCCUCAUAACUGAAGGAAACUGAAGGCCACUUAAUGAAAAAUUUAAACUGGUUAUUCGGUCUGAACAUUCAAACAGUUAAUUUUUGACCGAUUCUAAUCCCCAAAUCUCUAAAAUGGUUGGAUUUCUUGAAUUUACGAGCACUUAUCUUGCAUUCAAGCCUUUGCCCCUCAUCAGCACAGAAAGUAAAGAAAGCUUUUAGGGAAUGAGAUCUGCAAAACUCAAUUUUAAUUUUAAAUUCAGAAACUUUAAUUUCAUUUUCUUUUCCCGUAUUCCUAAGUGUAAAGUGUCCAGGAAAACCCCACCUUAUGGCAGCCCUAACCAGUUCUGUAGUUUGUGUUACGGUUUAUUUGAUCCAAUAAUUUGGAUUAAAGGAAACCUAUUAUUAGUAAAAGUGACAACAGUAGGUUGUAUUCUAUUUUCCCUGAAAUAACUGCAAAACAGUGUAAUAAGGGGCCAGAUAGGAAGCUUUUGAAAAGUGAAAUGGGCACGGGGGAGAAUUCCACCCCACCCCCCGGACUUCUUUCUGUUUUUCAGGCUCAUUUUUGAUGCUAAUGUUCUGUGGCGCUUCUGCCUUCCCAAAAAACCUUGUAUGCCAUGGUAAAAAUGAAGGUCUGAAUACGUAUGUAUGCAUCCAUGCGUUGGAAAGUGUGUGUGUGUGUGUGUGUGUGUGUGUGUGUUAAUGUAGAAUCCCUCCCGCCCAUACAGAGCUCAGAACAUUAUUAAACGAAGGAUUAUACUUGAGAGAAGUUGCAAUUCCAUUAAGACAUGUAAUAUCCCUGGAUAUAAUCAACAGCCAUUAAUAAAAGAACAGAGGGUCACUUUGAAUAAAUUUAUUAUUCUGUUCGUUAUUAAAAAAGGGGGCAGCACAUCUCACACCUACCAGAGUUAGAACUCCUGAAAUAGAAAUUAGUCUCAUGCGCUGGAUUCUCAAGAGUCCCAUUUAUUCCAAGACAUCAUGUAGUAACCACUGACCUCAUUUUUUAUUCAUUAUAGCAAAGUUAGAUUUUGUCUCCUACACAUAAAACCAGGUAGUAGAUAAUCCCUGGCUUCAGCAAAAGGGAGUUCAGUGUAGUAAUGGCUAGCUAUGGUAAAUUUGGGGUUGCAGAGGACAAGGCCAUCUCUGAGCAAGAGUAGUCCCAGAUCAAGAGAUUUUGCCGCCUGAGGCAAAGGACAAGAUGGCACCUACCCCUAUGCCAUUUACAGUAGCCAGCCAGAUUGGCAGGUGAAUCUUAUUUUAACGAUGGGGCCAGAAUACUGUCUUCCGCCACACCUGAGGACAGCAGGCUAGCUUAUACAGUGGUACCUCGGGUUAAGUACUUAAUAUGUUCCGGAGGUCCGUUCUUAACCUGAAACUGUUCUUAACCUGAAGCACCACUUUAGCUUAAUGGGGCCUCCUGCUGAUGCCGCGCCGCCGGAGCACGAUUUCUGUUCUCAUCCUUAAGCAAAGUUCUUAACCUGAGGUACUAUUUCCGGGUUAGCAGAGUCUGUAACCUGAAGCGUAUGUAACCCGAGGUACCACUGUAUAGGGCAUGGAGCAGGCUGUGUAACACAUGCAUCUGUGUCCACUCCCUGCUGCUCAGUAUCUGCCGCCUGAGGCAACUGCUUCAUUUUGCCUUAUGCUGGGUCAGGCCUCCCCUGCCAGCAAAGGGUUAUGGCUAGUACCUGAACAACCAUGAAACUGGUUUCAGUGAAGCCAAGGUGGCUUUACACUUGCUCUUCCUCAAACAACAGUCAAGCCGCCCAGUGCUGCAUAGCAGACUGCUUUCAAAAUGGAUGGAAGUUUCAGGAGGAGGAGCUCACCUAUGCUAUGCUGGUUCGAAAACAGUUAUUGCCUCGUAAAAUUGCACCAACAUGCAAAUCACGUACAAACUAUUCCACUUCAUGGGCCUUGGCUAAUGGCAAAUCUUUGACAUUUGUGUAAUUCUCUGAUAAUAGAAGUUGCUAUUCCUGAAUCUGCUGUUCACAUUGUAAAGAUAGAAAAACAAAACCACGUUUAAGAGCAUUUGUUCACACUGCCCACUACAUGAGUGAAGUUUUAUAAGUUUUAUCUUUAAUACCUUGCUUGCCACAAAAAUCCCUUUAUAGGGGGGAAAUUGUGAAAACUUUGCUCUCAGCAGUGAGUAUUUUCAUAUAUUUUGGGUGGAGAAGAAUCCAAAAAUUUGGUACCUAAUGUUUCGACUCAUGUGCCUUUCUCUCAGUCAAGUUGUGAAUUCAUAAGUAAUGAAAAUGUUUAUUCAUGUUUAUUUUUAUGUUAUUCAUUUAUUAUUUUAAUAACAAGUGCUGUUAUUGCUGUAAUUAUGUGUAUGUUUUAAAAUUUUAUAUAUGUAUAUAUUUUUAAUUCUAUUAAUGCUCACUUGUUUUUAAUGAUUUCCCCCCUAUAUUUUGGCAAUUCUUGUUUUUAUCUGUAAGCUGUAUUGACUCAUGUCAGGGAAAAAGGCAGAAUAUAAAUAUAUAUAGUAAUAAUAUUUAUAGUAAUAUGUAGUAAUAAUAGAUAUAACAUUAUUAUUAUUAUUAUUAUUAUUAUUAUUAUUAUUAUUAUUAUUAUUAAAUAACACCUAAAGUAUCCUAAGUGCUGCACAAAAAUAAAAAAAACAAGAUAAUGUCAGCCCAUAACGUUACAAUAUAGCAGACAGAACACAUUUGCUUUCCUGUUUUUUGUUUUUGUUUUGGCUUCCUACUUGUUCUGCUUUACAUUGUUAGUCGCAUUGAACGUUUUGUUGUAGGGUGUCCUGCAAAUAUUGUAAAAUGAAACAAGCACAUUUUAAUAAAGGAGAAGCGGACAAAGAGGUAAAUCUAGACCCCACUUCUUAAGGUUCCCAAAUCAUUCUUGCGAUAGCCAGCUCAAACAGAAGCACUCUCACCUCUCUCCCUCUCUCUCUCAAAUGUAGCCUGGUGGAAUGGCCCCCGCCCAAAGAUGACAGUUCAGAGAGGAGAAGAGCCAAAUGCAGCUAGUUUCAUAGCCAAGCAAGUAGAACAAGGCCUACUAUCUGGUCGCUUCCUCAGGUGCAUCCAGGUGAAGCAGUUGCUAAUAGACAGGACCUAAUGCCACAAUAUAUUUGAGUGUUUUUCUCCAGUGUUGUAUGAGAGCUAGGUAAGAUUUCUUCCAUAGAAACUGGGAUCCUCCUGCCUCAAGUGUAUAUUUUCUAUAUACAGUCAAACCUCAGAACUCGAAUGGCUCCGUUGCCGAACGUUGCAGUUCCUGAAGGCCAAAAGCUCGGAAGUAAGUGUUCCGGUUUUCAAACUUUAUUUGGAACGUCCAACGCGGCUUCCGCUUGAGUGCAGGAAGCUCUUGCAACCAAUCGGAAGCUAUGCCCAGGAACUCGAACAUUUUGGAAAUAGAACCGUCUUCCGGAACGGAUUACUUUCGGGUUCCGAGGUUUGACUGUACAGCUAAAGUUUUAGAAAGUAUGGUGUCUCGUAAGAAAGUAUUCCGAAUUAAGGGAAAUGACUCUUACAUAAUGGUAAUACUUACAGUUAGAAUUGCUUUUUGCAAAACAAACAGCUUCAGGGAUUUUAUAUCUUCCCCCUCAUCAUGCACACGACAACAUCAGGAACUCCAUGCAUCCUGGAACAGCUCCCUUCAGGCUGAGGUGAUCGCGCUUUUGCUGGGGAGAGUGUUGGUGGUGGUGGACAUGAUGUAGAAAGGGUGAGGUUCUCACUGGCCCCUUCAGGCAUUUGGAAAUGAACUCCUAAAUAGGGCUUCAGUAGAGGAGCAUGGGACACGGGUGGCGCUGUGGGUUAAACCACAGAGCCUAGGACUUGCCAAUCAGAAGGUUGGCGGUUCGAAUCCCCGCGACAGGGUGAGCUCCUAUUGCUCGGUCCCUGUUCCUGCCAACCUAACAGUUCGAAAGCACGUCAAAGUGCAAGUAGAUAAAUAGGGCGGGAAGGUAAACGGCGUUUCCGUGCGCUGCUCUGGUUCGCCAGAAGCGGCUUAGUCAUGCUGGCCACAUGACCCGGAAGCUGUACGCCGGCUCCCUCGGCCAAUAAAGCGAGAUGAGCGCCGCAACCCCGGAGUCGGGCAUGACUGGACCUAAUGGUCAGGGGUCCCUUUACCUUUUAGAGGAGCAUGAAGGUGUGCUGUUGACUCUGUGGCCUCGCUAGCCUUUGCAAUCUGAAGUUGUACAAGCCAAUGAAGUUUUAGCACUCCAUCUGCACAAACUACGCUUUAGUCAUUGCAGCUCGCUUGAGAGCUUACACUUUAGAACUGCUUGUCAGCUCUGUGGAAAUGGAGGCUCUAAAAAUUCUCUAGAUGUGGCAGGUUGCAAUUUCCUCUCAGUUUGGGGAUAAUAAUUAGACAAUGAGUGUUAAGUAUGUUUGCGAGUGAUUAAGUAAUAAAUCGUGAAAGGGGUUUGUUGAAGGCAGCAUAUUCUACUCUGCCUGCAUGAAGCGAAGGUUGAGCAUUUUUUGAAAGACUUCCCAUGGAGGACCCAAAAGGCACUGCAUACUCAGCUUGCCAUAACUUGCUUGAACCUGGCAAGUAAGACAGCAGGAACUGAUUCAGAGACAGAAGAGCCUAGAGGUUAAAUAACGCUCCCUUUGCAUAUGAAAGAGUGAUUCUGUUCAUUGAUUCCAAUUAGAAAGACGAGUGUCUUGCAAAUAGAAAUGCGAAAGCUUCUCUCUUUACAAAGGGAAAUAAAAAUAGGUUUGACAGUCUGGUAUAUAUUUUGGUGGCAGCAAUGCUGCUGUCUGUGUAGGAAGAAUGGGGGUUGAUGGGAACAUUAACACGCCAGGAAGUUGUGCUUUUCUCCGUAGGCCCUAAUUCCAUGCAAAAUAUUGAUGACUGAAAUGUGGGAUUUUCCUAACAUUCUUUACGGUAGAGAUUUGGAUAUUAUUGCAAAAGCAAUAAGUUGAUACUUUGACACCACUGCCGAAGCACGACUUCAGCAAUGCUUUUGCAGGACAUGGAAUAAUAUUAUAAACUGGGAGCAAAAUUUGUAUUUAGCUGUGGUAUGUCAAAGUAGGAGACUUCAGCACUGAAAUAAAACAUUUAGGGAAGGUCUGCUAUGUUUGGCAUUCCAACACAGUUCUUUCUUAAUGCUAUUUUGCUACAAUUGUUGGACACCUUUUUGUUCUAACAUCAGUGGAAAUCUUAAAACCAGGAUCUAAAUCAGGAGGAGGCCAGUUCACUGUCCCUCAGACCUUGUGGGGGGGCCGGACUAUAUUUUGAAGAGAGAAAAAAAUGUACGAAUUCCUAUGCCCCACAAAUAACCCAGAGAUUCAUUUUAAAUAAAAGCUCACAUUCUACUCAUGUAAAAACACCAGGCACGCCCCACAAAUAACCCAGAGAUGCAUUUUAAAUACUAGGGCACAUUCUACUCAUGUAAAAACAUGCUGAUUCCCAGACUGUCCGCAGGCCAGAUUUAGAAGGCGAUUGGUCCGGAUCCGGCCCCCGGGCCCUAGUUUGCCUACCCAUGAUCUAAAUCAAUCAGUGACCAGCAGGUCUCAUGUGACCGACACAGGCCUCCCAUGCAGCUGGCCCAAGCAUCCUGUAAAGAGUGUUGCCAGUUGCCUAAGCUGAGCUGAGUACAAUUGCAAGGGGGGAAGGAAGAGCACAGGACAUCAACAUAUAUAAAUCACAAGAAGGUGCACGUGUACAUCAUGCUCCUCUCAGCCUGCCAGACAGCUGUCUGACAGGCUGGGAGGAACACGUUCUGUUCUGUUCUGUUCUGUUCUGUGCUGGUGUGGAGGGAAAUCUGCCCUUCUCUGCCCCGGGAGGCUAUUGCCAUUGGGGCCCCUGCUUUUGAAGACAUUUCCCCUCUUGCUUGGCUAUAGCGGAGUUGAAACAGUCAUUAACUGGGCUCCUUGAUACGGAUAAAGCAAAACAAAUUGUUGUGUUUGAGACUUUGGGCGUGGUAGCUGCAGAAUUAGGCUUGGAAUUCUAGGUAUAUUGCACUGGUGUGUGGAGGGUGUUUGUGAAAGAGUGGAGGGAAUAAUGUUUGUAUGAGAUAUGUGGAGUGUAUGUGGGCGUGCAUGCCCAGAGCACACCACUGGCAUGCACCGCCUGUGUGCCCAUAUAGCCCUUAGGGGCUAAAAGGUUGCCUACUUUGAUCUAAGGAGUUUUACAUAGAGAUCUACAUUAGGGUUACCAGACGUCUCCGGUUCCUGGGGACAGUCCCCGGAUUUGCAAAUCUUUCGCCCACCAUUUUUCCUGUGCCACGGCAGUGAGUAGCAAGUAGCGAGCAGCUCCUGAAGCCAGCCAGAGCCAACUGCACUACUAGACUGGCCCCUCCUGGGCAACAGCCACCCACCCAUGACUCCCGAGCCUCCCCUGAUCUGUCAAAACAAAGGGGGAAGGGGGAAGGAGAUCAGGGAAGGCUCAGGAGUCACAGGCAGGCGGUGUGCCGUUGCCCAGUUUUUUAAAAAACUCUGCGCAUUUAUGUUUCACAGGGUGCGAAAGAAGGGCUUUGCACCUUUAUACAAUAUGCAUGUGUGCUUGGGCGCAGGGUCUUUUGCCUCACCAUCCCCACUACUGACUCCCUGUUGCUACUUAGCUGCAAAAAAAAAAAGUGUCCCCGGAUUCAUUGAAAAAGAUCUGGUAACCAUAAUCUACAUGUGCACCGAGAACUUCCAGGACUCCCUUCCCAACCCCCACGGCCCUAUCUCUAUUUUUCCCUUCCCCAACCUGCCACUGAAUAUCGACAGAGCUUUCGGAGCAGUAUUCAGUAUUGUAUGUGGCGCUGUAGGUGGAGAAUACAUUAGCUGCUGCCCGCAGGGGAAUUGUCAUGGUCCCUGGUAUGUAUACGUGUAAAACACCCUGAACUGCCUUUAUGUCAUGCUGCAGUCUCUGUAGAGUCUAAGGUGAGCAGCCUUACUUCUGGGAGUUACAGAAAAUCGUCUGCCCGAGGCUCACCGCAAUCUGAAUAUUUUCUGGAAAUGUCUGAAAACCUCUGCGUUACACAUAAUUAAUUAUAUCUAGACAUAUUGGACUAGCGGUGUAUUUUUUUAAAAAAAAUAAAAUAAAUUGUAUUUGGGGCUGAUGGGUUUUGCUCUGUGUUCUGAGUUGAUGGGACGGGAAACAUCAGAAUGUGCACUCCACCCUCUUCUUGGGAUAUCUUGGUUUUUAAAAACAGCAUCACGACCCAUUACAGUCAUCUCCAUUUACAGCAGCACCUUUCCGUUAACCUUGCAGCUCUUGGUUAGAUGUUUACGAGGGUGGAGUGUACGGCAUCAGUUCACCUUCCAUUUGUGUGUUGAUGUGGCAUUUAUAUUACCUAGGAGUAAUUUUUUUUUCUGAUUAUUUUUUUCCUUGUAUCACCAGUGCACCUAUUCCAUUCUUCCAUCGCUGUGCUCCUGUGAACAUUUCCUGCUAUGCCAAGUUUGCAGAGGCCCUGAUCACCUUUGUCAGUGACAGUAGUGUCUUGCACAGGCUGAUUAGUGGAGUAAUGACCUGCAGAGAGAUUAUAUUGGGACUUUGCUUGUUAUCACUAGGUAAUUGUUUUUCUCGUUCUUAGCUAUUUCUACAGUACUGCAACAGGAGAAUGUGAACAUCUUCUGUCCCCACAAUGUGGAAAUAAAGCAUGUUCAGUAUUCGCUAUUAUAGCAGACGAUUCCAAAUUAUAUUUCCUACCCAGCAGCUGAAUUAAAUGUUUUUUUUUAACAUGUAUGUGCAUUUGACUCUCCUUAUAUGUAACUAAUGUGGGGAUUUUGACUCAGCUCUGUGUCACUGUCAUUGAACCCUCUGCUUUCCUUUAAAACAACCUCCCAAGUGUACAGUAUUCAUAAGCCUUGGGCUUAAGCUUUGGGUUCAGAUUGCUAAGUGAAUGUUGAUACUUAACCCUUAAUAUCUUCAGGAACUUGGGUUAAAAGUAGGGCUGAUAUUUUUAUUUUUUUAUUUAGUUGAUCAGUCUCCCAGUUCAGUGGGAGAUCGCCUGAGAACCACAUGUAAGGUGCUCCCUCAGAGAUCUUGCAAAGCAAAACAAGAAGUCAAUGAAAAUAUCAUUUAAGUAAAUGUGAACAUUAUCGUAGCUUUAGUAUAGCUGCCCUUUUUGAUCAUGAUUGCAUGAAUUGUGGAGCUUGCACUUUAAUAAACAAAGGCUAUCUAUCAUUAUUGGAAGAAAAGGCCCAUAUUUCAUAACUCUCCUAGUCUCUGUUUCUGAAACAUACUGUAUUUUUUGCUCUAUAAGACUCACUUUUCCCCCUCCUAAAAAGUGAGGGGAAAUGUGUGUGUGUCUUAUGGAGCGAGUGCAGGCUGCGCAGCUAUCCCAGAAGCCAGAACAGCAAGAGGGAUUGCUGCUUUCACUGCGCAGCGAUCCCUCUCGCUGUUCUGGCAUCUGAGAUUCAGAAUAUUUUUUUUCUUGUUUUCCUCCUCCAAAAACUAGGUGCGUCUUGUGGUCUGGUGCAUCUUAUAGAGCGAAAAAUACAGACCUAACUAACCCUAAAAAAGAGUUGCAUGUACCUUACGUUCUAGUCCCAUGAAUUAAAAUUGUAUCUGAUUCUUUCAAAUGAGAGCAGAGCAGACACACACACACACGCCCCCCCUUCAAAAAAUAACCUUUUCAGUGACAGUUGAGAGGACACUUUGAACUGUCCAAAUGAAGUCAUAUAAAUGCAGCAAAAGGAGAGCACAGCCCCAGAUGCACAUCAGAAUGUGUCCUGGGAUGUUCAUCCAAGUGUAGACGUUCUCUGCCUGCUCUCAAUGAGAUGCAGCAUACUUGAAUGGCCAUUCUGAAGCACAUUCUGGCAUGGGUACAGCUGGGUUGGCUUUAGAAUGAGGGCAGCACAGUUUUGCUUUCCUUGGCAUCGCCCUGUAGUCAAAUCUGAUUGGCUCUAGGAUGUUAUCAUUUUACAUGAUCCUCAGUUGGCUGAGAUUAUGUAGCAAAGGAGAAAGAAUUUUUUUUUAAUUAAAAAAAUGGCACAGAAACAGCAAUAGAGGAGAAAUGACUGCAAUAAAGAGCAGGUUUAGGCAGAAUGCUUCUCCCUCCCCUAUAAAACUUCACUUUAACUUUAAAUGUUCAAGGGUGAACAUUCAGUGCAGUUUUAAUUAAAAUUGGCUUUCAGUGAUUGAUCAACUACUUACUUGAAUAAUCGAUUAAAUAGAUUAGAGAUUGCAGCCGUAGCUAAAGCCUCUUCUUAAUUUUGUGCAGAGUUGGAAUAAAAACAAUAUUUGCAUUAUUAUGUGACAUUGGAGUUUUGGUAUGAAUUAACCCAGACAGAAGCCAGCAACAACAAUUCCAGUGUUAAUCCUUUGCCAAAACAUAUUGCAUGGUAUCCAAUGGUGCCCAUUUGUCUGCAGAUGAGACUUCUGCUUGUGCAAUAGGACCUCUCAUUCCACCUGCAGCCCCCUCAAAUCUGCUUCAGAAAGUUGAGAGACCCUCUGAAGCAGAUUGGGGCACAUGGAGGACUUGCCAGAGGGGUAAAAGAAGAAGAAAUCCUGUCACACAAGUAGAAUUUCACCUACAGCUCCUAAUUAUUAAUACUAAAGUAAAGUUUCUGUUUAAACAUAUACUAAUCUGAUGACUGAAUAGAAUAGAAAAAGCCGAUGGAAGACUCCAUUGAUUAAAAAUGGAAACCAAACUGGCCCAGCUGUUAUAUACCCCCACGGGGAGGGGGGGAAGGAUUACAUCAGUUAUUGAUUAUUGAUUAUAUCAAGGCCUGUUACAAUAGGAUUAAUAGACAAUUAAAAUAACCGCGAAGCCCAAGCACGUUAAACUCAUCACUUUGGGAGGAAUAGUGGAAAUGUAGACCUCUGAAACUUGGUAACUAAGUUAAAUUGAUUGUUGCCAAGUUACGGUCAGUGUAGCUGAUUUUUACUUAAAAGCCUUCACAUUUCAUGCAGCAGUGAAUAUUCCAAAUGUCGGUGAAUGCUGGCAUGCAUGUGUGAAUGUUGACAAUCCCGGUUGAAGUUACUAAAUGUCUGAAAACAGAUAGACAUUUCCCCAUUUUAUCAGUAUUCACUGGCGUAUGUUCUGAGUCACAUUUAAGUGAUUGUCAGCAUUCACCUGUUCUUCUGUGUUUUUGGAUACUUGCUAAUUUUAGGCUUUUGCUAUAGUAUACCUCUACAUUUGCACACACAUAAACAAACUUGGUUUGUUUGAUGUGAAUGACCAACUAGGUUCCUUUCAGGAACAGUGGCCACCUCCCAAAUUAUACCUGCAACCUGGAAGCCAUUGAAGCUCUUCAUGCUUUUCCAAGGCAGUGUAGUUUGUAGGAGAAACUCGCCCAUGAUGGCCUUAUGAUACUAAGUGCCAAGAGACGAGACCUUCAUCUUCCAAAUCAACAAAGAGCUAGACAAGUAGAAGAUUGACAGUGAAAAGAUCUUAUUUAAUGACCUCUCCUGAAGAACGCAGCUCAAGCAUAAAGUAGCAUGUGGUUCUUAUCACAAUCUUGACAUCUUAAUUCAUACUUGUCAUAAUAAUUGUGCUUUUUGAGCAUGUGUGUGUCUGCAUGCAACUUUUUGGGUUGUGCUCAACAUGAGUUGUGCGGUAUUUUUGCAACUCAUGAUAAUAAAGUUGCAGUUCUAUCAUGUCAACAUUAGUUCUGUCAUUGUAUGUGUCUGCAUCUCACUGUUAAAUACAUAUGUCCCAUGAUGUGUAAAUGUUCAUAUAGGGUUGGUUUGUUUAACUGGCAAAUCAGACACUGAGUAGGAUAGCUAGUUUAUCUUGUACAUUUUUGUACAAACAGUUAAAAAGUGAAUUCAACUGUAUUUGUAUUAAUAAAGUCUCUUUUUGUUUUUGUUUUUGCUGUUUCCAUUUUAAAUAAUUACCCUUCUUAUUUUCUUUUGUUUUCUGCAGUGCUUUCCAUGAUUAUGAUGGUGAUAAUAAGAUACAUUUCAAGAGUACUUGUUUGGAUUUUAACAAUUCUUGUUGUUCUGGGAUCACUUGGUAAGUUGCUGAAGCUGGUCGAUGAUGAUGAUGAUGGUGAUGGUGAUGAUGUUGAUGAUGAUGACUGGGUUACCCUAGCCACUCUGGGCGGCUUCCAACAAAUUAAAACACAGUAAGACAUCAGGCAUUAAAAACUUCCCUAUACGGGGCUGCCUUCAGAUAUUUUCUGAAAGACAGAUAGUUGUUUAUUUCCUUGGCAUCUGAUGGAAGGGUGUUCCACAGGGCGGGCGCCACUACCAAGAAGGCCCUGUCUCUGGUUCCCUGUAACCUCACUUCUUGCAGUGAAGGAACCAACUGAGCCUCAAGCAACAGCAAAGGAUCCAGGAGGACUGCCAAGCUACAUACCCACUCCUUCAGAGAGAGUGUAACUCCAUCAAGAGCAGGCAACCUCCCAUCCAUCCAUCCGGUCUAGGGAACCACCCACUAACAGCUCCUCAGUCUUAUCUGGAUUGAGCUCCAGUUUGUUGGCUCUCUUCCAAUCCAUUACCAAGGCACAUCCACUGCCUCUCCUGCAGACAUAACGGAGAAGUAAAGCUGUAUGUCAUCAUCAUAUUGCUGACAAUGUCCUCCAAAACUCUGGAUGGCCCCACUCAGCGGUUUCACCUAGAUGUUAAAUAACACAGGGGAUCAAACUGAGUCCUGAGGAACUCCACAUUGAAGGCUCCAUGGGGUUGAAAAGCACUCCGCAAGCAACACCCUCUGGUUGUUGAGCUCCCAAGUAGGACUGGAAGCAUCGCAAAGCGAUGACACCUACCCCCAACUCAUACAGCUUCUCCAGGCAGAUACUAUGGUUGAUGGUAUUGAAAGCCGCUAAGAGUUCGAGGAGAAUUAACUAUGACAUAUUUCCCCUGUCUCUCUCCCAACAAAUGCAGGGUGACCAAAGCAGUUUCUGUGCCAAAACUGGGCCUAAAUCCCAAUUGAAAUGGAUCUAGAAAAUCCCAUGUGUUUGUGUGUGUGGUUUUUUUAACUAGUGUGGUCCUAUGCCGGACACCCUCUAUGCAAAUGGUCCCUUAGCUAUGGGUAACUAUCUGCCAGAAUCCAGAUCACAUGUAAGCCUCGUUCCCAACGUUGUCAUGGGCCUCAUCCAGCCCCUGCCCUUCCCAUGUUGCACAGGAAAUCACUGCAUGGAGCUUCUACUUGUGUACAUUUGAAUACGAGUAGAACCCCUUGGAGUGAUCAGAAACCCAGAUAAAGCAGGGUCCCUGAUCACCUGGAAGACUUUACUUGUAUUCAAGCCUGUGCAACGCUGGGAAGGUCAGGGAUGGAGCCUGGGGGGGGGGGGGUUGCACACAAUGGCAUUGUUGAAGUGGGGCUUGUGUAUGUCCCCUGCUUCUGUCCACGCAUUGGCAUUUGUCUGCUCAGGCAAAUGUUGAAGCAUGACUUGAGAAUGGAGCGCAUACGUCCUCCUGGGUUGUUCUAUGAGCAUUGCAAAGAUGGGAGUUCAUUUUCCUGCCUUUAAAGAGAGACACUGGAAAAGAUCAGUAGGGAAGUGAUGCUUCCCUUUGUCCUCCUUGCUUCCUUUAAAACCAUUCACCUUCUACUUCAGAAACAAUUGAUUUGCAGCCAUGGUUGCACUAUUAAAGCUGUGCCCAUGGGAGCAAUAUCCAUUUGGUUUAAGGAUUUAUGGGACUGAAUGAGGAUGCGGCCAAUUAUUAGGAAGAAAAAUAAAGGGACAAAGCAUGGGCAAUAUUUACAUUCCACAAUCACCUCCCAUUGAUGAUUUCAGGGAAUAAGACUUUGCUGAAUAGGAAAGUGCAAAAGAAGCAGGCAAGGGAAAUAUAGCGAUACAAGAGAAAAAGCAAUAAAAUUACAAGAGUGUUCUUUGGCUGUCUUUGCCCUAAUUGUAUUGCUGCACUGCAUCAAUAUUGGCAUGAGGCAUUUGUGAAAAGCCACCCACAAACAGCAGGUUUCUUCAAGCCAGCAGUUGGAGGAGGAAGCAGAUAAUCCUUCCCACCUCAGGAUCCUUGGGCAAGAUGAUUUGGAGAUCGGAGAAGAGGGCAUUUAUUUAUAGAAUUCUGAGUUUCAGUUUCCGGCAAACAGAGUGUGCUCAAAGCAGGAUACAAAGGAGCAGGGAAAACAAUAGUUGAAAGAGUAUUAAGCAGUUAAGAUGGUUGUCUCCUGUCAAGUUAUCACUUCAGCAAAAACAGCAUCCACCCAAGGGAACUGAGAAGUUCAGCCGGGGUAAAAACUGUAUUUGGGGGGGAAAGGGCAAAUGGAUGCUCCGGUUGAUCCCAGCUUUUUUAAAAAAAGCGCUCUUAGUUCUCACCAGUGAUGAAGGUGGAAUGCAAAGCAAGGCCUCAAGAAAUAGGGAGAGAUCCAUGAGCAGGCUUCAGGGAGAGGUGCCAGUUGCGAUUCUGGUUCGUGCCGAUCAUCCUAUCCUAGCCUAUUGAGUGUCUUAGUUAAUAAUUCCUGUGUAUAACCUUUUUCUUGCCUGGAACUCCUCAGCUUCUAAUUACAGAACAGCAUCAUAGCUGUGGUAAGAUGUCUUGUAAAAAGCAAGCCCUCUUUGAUCAGUUGUCUUUUGCGAUAUCAGAAUGCCACACCGUCCUGACAUUUAUGUUGCAGCAGAUCAGUUAAGUCUGAGUCUAGCCUGGUAAAGGAUGAAACUGGCCAAGCUAAUUAUGCUCCUUAUACGUUAUUACACAUAUGCUGUGAAACUGAAAUGAUCAAUAUCUUCUUCUUUGUGAGCACAGGUGGUACAGGAGUAUUGUGGUGGUUGUACGCCAAGCAGCGGAAGUCUCCUAGCGAUACUCUUACAGUUGAUCAGCUUCAAAUAGCCAAAGACAAUCGUCAGGCCCUUCUGAUCUAUGCCAUUGCAGCUACGGUCUUCACGGUACGUAUUUAAUAGCUGUGAAGUCAGGGCUCCGUGACACACGCUGCAUAUCUGUGUAGGCCAGAGCAGGAAGCAAAGUAUUCAGCUUCACGGCUGCAAAUGACAGCUUUCUCGUUCAUGCAGUAAGCAUUUGCAAUUCAUAUGUGCAAUGCUGUACACAGGUACAGGCCUUUCCCCCUAGUCCCUGUAGGAAAAAGUGAAGCAACCCUCAUAUGUUGUGGAGUAUCAGGUAGGUUUUCUAUGCAGGAAGAAGGCAGGCAGGCUUCUUUGCUGCCUCCCACAGGGCCUGGAACCUGCCACAUCAAUUAGGACAUUGGGUUGUAUCCAACACCAGUCAUACUGAGAUUCUGGAAUUAAUGAAAAUUAACGGACACGACCAACAAAGAUGCAUUCAUUUCAAUGGGUCUUUUCUGAGUAAAAAUUAGUUGAUGCAACCCGUAGUGUAUAUGUCCCUCUCAUGUCAACCAUGUGCCCCUUUCUCCCAAUUCACGUUAUGAGCUCUAUACUUGGUAGGGAAAGUGCACAAAGCCAGGGUUUGCUCCUGCAUAUUGCCAAAUGUGAAAAACUGAGCAGGGGCGGAGGAAGGGGGUGCGGGGGUGCCACUGGGGGGGGGGUGACAAAAUGCCAGGUGGCACUCACCGCAGAGCCUGCAGCACACCCUAGCCAUGCGUCUCUCCUGGGAGAGACGCGGUGGCUUGGGCGCCCGCAGGCUCCACGCUGCCCAAACGGUCUGUCCGCUGCCUCCCCCCCAACUGUAGGGCGGCUGAGUGGGAGGAGGCAGGCAGACUCCGGCGGCCCCAGAGGUUUGCCUCGCCCUGCCCCUAUGGGCGUGCCACCCCAGGCGCCCAAGCGGCUUCCUCCGCCGCCAGCACUGAGAUCUUAUGUGAACCAGCCCAUAGAAAUCCAUUGACAGCAGUGCAGUUAUACCAACAUUAUGGUUGUUGUUUUCUUUCUCUAUGUGUGGGAGUGAGAGAUGGACAGGUGUCAGUGGUACCGAAGGGUUUUUGUUUUGUUUUUAGCAUAAGGAUGAGUUUGGAGGCAAGGAGAGGGAUAUAUAAAAUAAUAAAAGCUUUAAUUUACAUAUGGAGCUAGUGGUAGUGUUCAUCUGCAUAGUGAUGUACAGUGGUACCCUGGAUACGAACGGGAUCCGUUCUGGAGCCCCAUUCGCAUCUAGAAGCAAAUGUAACUAGCGACGGCACGUCUGAACACACUCGCGUCGCUUUUUGCCGCUUCUGCGCAUGCGCGUGACAUCAUUUUGAGCGUCUGCGCAUGCAUGAGCGGUGAAACCCGGAAGUAACACACUCUGUUACUUCCAGGUCGCCACGAAGCGCAACUUGAACGCGCUCAACCCGAAGCACAUUCAACCCGAGGUAUGACUGUAAGCUUUGCUCUUAAACCAGAAAUGUAAGGAAGUGGAAGUAUAGUAAAAUAUCCUUGGUUAGAUACACACUUCAGUAAGUUACCACUUUUUGAAACACUGGUGGGCAGCAAAAGGGCCACAUCAAUUGGUGAGUGGCCUCAGGUUUCUCUGACCAGUUAUGUGCUGUGAUGCCCAUAAAUGCAUCCAUUAUUGUUAGUAGGUGGCUCAUGAAGUCAGGAUGACAUCAUACAUUUUGUAAUGAAGACUAAGGCUAGGAACAUUACAUAUAAAAUUAAAUUUCAGAGCUGUGCGUGAGACUUUUGAGUCUUGUCUCAGUAGGUAAAAUUCAUCUAAAACAAGUCUCCUUCCUUUUGUAGGUUAUCUUACUGUUGAUAAUGUUAGUUAUGCGCAAGCGAGUAUCUCUCACCAUUGCCUUGUUCCACGUGGCUGGCAAGGUCUUCAUUCACCUGCCACUACUCGUCUUCCAGCCAUUUUGGACGUUUUUUGCCCUCAUGCUCUUCUGGAUCUAUUGGAUCGCGGUCUUGCUCUUCCUAGGUACCACAGGUAUGUAAAUCUCACAUAAUUUCAUAAUUCCUUUCUCCUUCUUUUUGGUAACCUCAGAAAGUGUUAGUGUCGCUCUUCUCUAUUGACUGAAUCAAAUGAAAUUCAGCCAAGUAAAUGAGUCUGCAUUAAAAUAAAUGAAAACAAAACAAGGCAUGAGUACUGUUAAAUGCAGCAUGGCUGAUCUUUAUGUAUGAGCACAUUGAGCCGUGGCUUCGCAGCAGGUGCGCAUGGAUGUUAAAGGCAGGCACUGAACUUUCCCGCUUUGUGUCUGCAGGAAAAGCAUAUGAAAACUCCAGCCAAUCCUGAAUAUGACAGCCCUUUUAUUUCCUGUGAUCUGCGAUAGUGAAUGCCUUUCACCAAUAUUUAAAAUUCUUCACCCUUUGCUGAUUUGUUUCUGAGCCCAAUUAGAGUGCUGAUUUUAGCUAUUAAGGCCCUGAACAGUCCACUACUAGAAUAGCUGAAGGAUUGUCUCUUCUUAUACGUACCUGCCUAAUCAGGGGUGAGGAGCUGGUUCUGGCUGGCAGGCCACAUUUCUGUCUCCCUCACCUCACCCCCAGACCAAGUCUGACAGGUGGGCGGCGUGUUUUUGCACACACAGUUUGAAGUCAAAAACCGCUUGAAAUCAGAACAGCAAGCACCGUGCAACUGGGGGUUGCAAGACCCAACCACCAGCUGACCAUGAGCGCUUGCGCGUUGCUGCGCGUUGCUGCGCAUGGCGCUUUGCGGACCCGACAAUCAGCUGAUCGUCGGAGCCUGCAGUGCCCACGCCUUUGCCCAGGCCUCUGAUCAGCUGAUUGGCGGUUCCUGCAAACCCCCUUUGGCUGAUCCGGGUCUUUACCCACUCGAAACCUGACGUCAUGUAUCGUGUAAGGUGUAAGACGUGUGCACGAUAUAUCAGGUGUUGGUGGGGGAGCUUCGUAGGCCUAAUGAGACCCACAGGCAGGAGGGACCUCAGCCCAGCUUCGAUUAAGUUCUGCAUUCCCCACUCUUUAUGAGUUAGCAGGCGGUUACACAGCAGAGGGACAUUUCUGCUUUGUGGCACCAUUGUUCUGAAAUGGCCUCCUGAAAGAAGCCCUUUUGGACCCAUUAUUGCUGGCCUCAUGAAGCAAGGAGUUGCUCCAUGAGGAGCAUAAUUCUUUUGUGCCAAUAUUAAACAUGUUGUGUUGCUGUGGAAUGGCUAUUUUGAAUGCCUUUCUCCCUUGCUCUUCAUUUCUGCUUCUAGGUAGCCCUGUCAAAAACGACCAGGGCUUUGUAGAGUUCCAAGUCGCAGGCCCACUGAGGUACAUGUGGUGGUAUCACGUCGUGGGGUUAGUUUGGAUCAGUGAAUUCAUCCUUGCCUGUCAACAGAUGACUGUAGCAGGAGCCGUUGUGACGUAUUAUUUUACGAGGUGAGAGAUUCCGGGGCAGUUUAAUCACGAGAGGCUGGUUCUCUAAAACCUCAGAAGUAAACAGGGCAUGGGCAGAUGGUGUAAUGAGAAGAUGAAACUCGAAGGCAAAGCCUCCAGUAACGUGCUUGGCUGGUUUUGAUCUGUUAUAAAUGCAUUCGCUCCAAUACAGUCCACUCGAUUAUUCACCUAGGACAGAGUUUCUGUGUAAACAGUACCUUGGUCAAUAUUGGAUCUGAUACGUCUGCCGUGGCUGUUUAGCAUAUGACUAUAUCAGAGGCGAUCAAAGUUCAAUACUGCUGGGUGUGGUGCUUUGUUUGCUGAGGCCUGUAGGCUAAAUAUGAAAAAAUGCUAAGUACAAAAAAUAUAUAUUGUAUGUUAGAUGAGCAACAGAGAGCACUGUUCCCACCCACCCCUGCAGUUACGCUGUUCUGAUCUGUAUGACCUGUGCCAUGGGUAGGCAAACUAAGGCCCGGGGGCCGGAUCCAGCCCAGUUGUCUUCACAAUGCGGCCUGUGGAUGGUCCGGGAAUCAGCGUGUUUUUACAUGAGUAGAAUGUGCCCUUUUAUUUAAAAUGCAUCUCUGGGUUAUUUAUGGGGCCUGCCUGGUGUUUUUACAUGAGUAGAAUGUGUCCUUUUAUUUAAAAUGCAUCUCUGGGUUAUUUGUGGGGCAUAGGAAUUCGUUCAUUUUUUUCUUCUUCAAAAUAUAGUCCGCCCCCCCAAAAAGGGGUCUGAGGGACAGUGGACCAGCCCCCUGCUGAAAAAGUUAGCUGACCCCUGACCUAUGCAGUGGGUCAGAACAAGUCUCAAAUGAGAGAGGGUGCAUUUUGUUAAGAAUCACCAUUCUUCAGAUUAUUUCAUUUAAGUUAGACAGAAGACUGUUCCCUUCAAGGUUUAAGGGAGUAGUUUCCUGUCUAAUGUGAAUGAAAUUCAGUAUUGGAAGGGGGGAUUUAUUAAAUGUGAUAUUAUUUAUAUUAUAAAUAUAACUCUAAAUCAAAAGUUCUCUUACAUUUAUUAAAGCACCCAAAGAUGAUGAUGAUUAUAAAUCACUUUGCUUGUAAAACUCAAGGGAAUGAACUAUACCAAUGCAACAUUUCCAUUUACAGCAGCUUAAAAUCUGAAAGCACACUAAAACCAACAAACCACUGCUUGCAGAUUGAAAGUAUUCCCCUAAAUGAGGGUAUUGACUCUCCUUCCAGUCUCUUCAUGAAUUUAGACAUCUUCAGGUGUCACCAGAGAGGGCUUUUUUGUUUUUAUGAGAACAGUAUGUGUCCACUGGCGUCUUCCACAGUCUCUGGCUGUCUCUCUGGCAGUCUCUCUCAUGUUAUGCUCCUCAUGCAAGUGGACCACUCCCAAGUGAAUAAAAUGGAUGAAAGUUACAUCCUGGGCUCCUGAGGCAACAGGUUCCUCAUGGUGACUUGGCAUGGUUUAAUUUCUGUCAUAUACCUUAAGCCAGGGGUCAGCAAGCUUUUUCAGCAGGGGGCCGGUCCACUGUCCCUCAGACCUUGUUGGGGGCCAGACUAUAUUUUGAAGAAGAAAAAAUGAACAAAUUCCUAUGCCCCACAAAUAACCCAGAGAUGCAUUUUAAAUAAAAGGACACAUUCUACUCAUGUAAAAGCACGCUGAUUCCCAGACCGUCCACGGGCCAGAUUGAGAAGGCGAUUGGGCCGGAUCCAGCCCUGGGCCUUAGUUUGCCUACCCAUCCCUUAAGCUUCUCUCUCUCUUGAAAUCGGCCGUUGUUGAUUCACAGGCCUGUUUGUAAAUAACCCAAGUUUUGCAUGUUCUUUGCUAUUUCUGUCAGGGACUUUUUCCUGUGUUCAUCAAGAAUACUUGUGUAACUCUUAAAGCUGUGUUUUUAAGAAAUGAAUUGCAGUCCUGUCUGAAAGGAGAAGAAUGGGCAAAGAGGCAGAGCAGAGGAUAAAGACCACAUGAGAUGUUUUAAGCACAAGUGAAAACUAGUGUCCGGUUUGUAGGAUUUUUACCCAAGCGUACUAGUGGUUUAAUUUGAAGUGGAUAGGUUUGUCUUUCAUCUAAACCAGUGUUUCCCAGACUUGGGUCUCCAGCUGUUUUUGGACUACAACUCCCAGCAUCCUUAGCUAGUAGGACCAGUGGUCAGGGAUGAUGGGAGUUGUGGUCCAACAACAACUGGAGACCCAAGUUUGGGAAAAACUGAUCUAAACUGUUGGUUUAUUUUAGCCCCAUAAUAUGUAUAGCCUGACACUCUGAUUGUUUUGGUCCAGAUAGCUAAACACACAUACCGGUUCUUUGAAUCAAUUUCACUCCUGCAAUAAGAUCAUGAUACACCUGGAUCUCCUUUAAAAGCCUUCAUUAUAGUAGGAAACAGAUGCAACAAUCUCAGCUUAAUAAAUGAUGUGCUUCUGUUGUGGAUAAUCUAAAUCACAGUUUCCUGUUACAUCUGAAUGGGGAAACUGUGGUUUGAUCUCAGUUUACUAACCAGGCUCUAAAAUCCUGGUUUCAGAUCCUGGUUAGCUUGGUUUGUGUCUUUUGAUACUUUUACGAAAUUGGUGCCAUCAUUUUGUCUGCCGUAGUAUAUGGAGACAAUUGGAUCAGUUCUGUGUGAAAUCAAAAUCUUAUUUUCGGCUAAUGAAGCAGAACUUCAUAGCCAUCUCAAAGCCAGCAAGGGGCUGCCAUAAUGCGAUAUGUAAAAAAUUAAUUUGAACAAGAAAACACAUGAUAUCAGUUAACACUGUAAUAGACAAGACACGUUACUAGAUAGUUCUGCCUUCUUAAUCAAGAAUCCCUUUAGUGUCUUUGUUUCUUGGGCUUUACGGACAGAGGUCUUAAUGAUUGCUGAGACUCACUACAGAACUACCAUUGUAGGGUCCUUCACAUCUCAAGUUGGCCUCUGAGUAACACUGUUGCUACCUGUUUUUGUCUGCUGAUGCUAUCUGUUGUCACUGUUUUUGUAUUUUUUAAUUUCUCUCUACAGAGAAAAACGGAAUCUGCCAUUCACACCUAUUCUGGCGUCUGUCAAUCGCUUGAUCUGUUACCACCUAGGAACUGUGGCUAAAGGGGCUUUCAUUAUUACCUUAGUGAAGAUUCCACGAAUGAUACUCAUGUAUAUUCAUACCCAAGUCAAAGGAAAAGUAAGGGGAACACUUUGCUAUAGAAGUGUGGGCCAUUGGUGGAACUGACAGAUGAAAAAUGUAAAUAGAGAAUAAGAACAGCCCAGCUGGUUCCCCAAAACUGAUCUAGUUCAGCAUUUUGCUUCCCAAAGUGACAAGCCAGAUAUACCUCUGGAUUAAAAAGGAGAGUUCCCUUCUCUCCCUCAUGAGUAAAACAAGCCUUCUGAAGCAAAAGUGGGAAAAACACCUAUUUGGGGGGUAGUGCAGAAAAAGGGCAAAAAACAGAUUCUGUUGGGGCCUGAUUUUUUUAUUAUUUAACUAAAUGCACAUUUAGAAAAUGCACAUAUAUCUUUAGAAUGUCAUUUGGACAAUUUAAUAGUCAAGAUCAGUGUUUCCCAAACUUAAGUCUCCAGCUGUUUUUGGACUCCCAGCAUCCCUAGCUAGCAGGAGCGCAGUGGUCAGGGAUGAUGGGAAUUGCAGUCCAAAAACGGCUGGAGACCCGAGUUUGGAAAACGCCGGUCCAGAUGUUGGCGGAAACACUUGUCCUACCUUUUUAGACUUCUGUAAUGAUUUAAAGCUCAGCCUGUUCAAAAAGGGGUUGUCAAAAAUAAAGGCUGUGUCACAGUAUGACGUGGCUGGCUGUUUCAGAUACAAAGGAGGGAUCUCAAUGUUCUUUUCAACACGGCAGAAUUCUCAGGUUGUGGAAAAAGAAAUGAAGCCAGACUUUUGAGAGCUUUCGGCAAGCUUUCUUCAUGACUGAAGUUUACCUUAUAACAACUUUAUACGGGAAAGUGGAUGGUGAGAUUCUUGGCCACUACAAGAGUCUAGAUAAUGAGGAGGGUGGGCCCCAAAGUCUUGUCCCAUAUGAUCUGUGGGUUGAUUCAGGCAUGACUACCAACCACUUUUUCCUCUGGAGUGAUGGUGUCUCAGCAUGAACCAGGCUAGACACAGAGAGGGCCAUUUCCACAACUGCAGGAAUAACUUUUGUCACCACAACUGUGGAAAUAGCUGUGAACUGUCUCCGUAUACUGCCUGGGUUAAACUUAGGUUUCUUUGCCUGAUUACAUCUGCCACAUGAUUUCUCUCCCUCAUGGCGGGAAAAAGAAGCUUUUUUUGCAUGUUUGACUUGGUCUUACGUGACCACCAAUUACAGGAGCCAUUGUAUUAAAGCUGGGCUCUGAGCCCUUUGUUACAGAGGAAGCAUAUGUGUAAAUUGAGACUUGUAUAUGAAAGUACUUACCAUUUAGAUACCAACCUACGCCCUAGCACUUAAUGCAAUUUAAUGUUUUCUCUGAUUAUUAUUUCCGUUUUGUUGUCGCCGUUCUCCCCAUCUUAGGAAAAUGCCUGCGCUAGAUGUAUGUUGAAAGCCUGCAUUUGCUGCCUUUGGUGUUUAGAAAAGUGCCUGACUUACUUAAAUCAGGUAAGAAUUUAUAUUUCCCUGGCAUUCCUUUUCAAAGGCUGGAAAGUUUCACUUCAACCUUCAUGCAAUCGGCUCUAAACUGAAAGAUGCCGGAUGGUAUGUUAACAUUUGAAUGCAGUUACGGACUGCAGGAAUAGAGCCUUUACUGAAAUUAAAAUGCGUUGUAGUUUCUCAGAGGCUGUAAAGAAGAACAAGUCUAAUGUUUUGGAGGAGAAACCAUCAUGAAACUGUUGCCUAUGAGCUAAAGCAUAUUUUGUACAACGGUUAAAUAUGGGUCUAUUACAGUGUGUACGCCUUGCAAUAAGAGUGAAAAUCUUAAAACACCGGGCAUUUUAGAAAGUGUGCAUUUGCGGAUUGUCCUCAUUUGCAGGACACCCACAGUGAAUUGCAGUGGACAAACUAUAUCAUACACAAGUUUCCUUUGAUAGAAACAUGGAGGUGGAUGGGUGUUUAAUGGACAGUUUAAUGUUGAACCUGGCAUGUUGCGUCCUGUUCUAUGUGCAGGAAGGGCCAGAUAAUAACCCCCCUCCCCAGUUUAUCUAGAUUAUCUUUUUGGUCUGUUCAUCAGAUCUUGCACAGACCUUCACUGUUUGCUACGACGGUGACUAAGUGAAGGAUUGUAUCCAUCAAAAACUCACGUUAAUGUCUAUGAAGGUCUUAGAUGUCGGGUGUGGAAGAGUGGAAGAGAACCUAACCAAUGGCAUUCUGCCUCUCUCUUCCCAGAAUGCAUAUACAGCCACAGCUAUCAACAGCACCAACUUCUGCACCUCAGCAAAGGAUGCCUUUGUGAUACUAGUGGAGAACGCUCUGCGAGUGGCUGCCAUAAACACAGUGGGAGACUUCAUGCUCUUUCUAGGAAAGGUAGGGCUGUGCGAAAAAUGGAAGUUCUCCUCAAACUGUCUCUUUCUCUUGCACAAUGCUGGGCAGUGUGUACUCUGUGCACAGAACAUUGCUUGUAAACAGAGUUCUCAUUUCCCCCCUUGCCUUUUUGCCCACCAGAGUAAUAUUCAAGGCAGUUAACAACAAACAACAGUGAAACAAAUCAUCACUAAUCAAACAAUUAAAAUCCAGAAAGAGAAACACCAUGCAGUUGCUCAGUCGAGCCCAAAGUGGGGGGAAGAAAUUCUGAUAAUUCGGGGGGGGGGGCAGUUAAUUGCAGACUGAGAUUCUUAGGAAGCGGAAUUCUUCACCUGAGACCACAUCCUGUACUUUUGCAGAAUCAUGGCAUUCACCCAACCCAGCUAGUGUUCUUAUGUUUUCACUUUCCUCUUGGAAGAUAAACCAAAGGAUGAGCCAGUCUGACCAUUUCAGUGGAUGUAGCUAGCAGGAACUAGCCAGGAUGAAUGACUAUAGGAAUGCAGGCAUUAUCCAGGUUGAGGAGUAAAAGGGAGCUUUUAUUUUUCUAAAUAUUUGAAAGCUUAUGAUUUGGCCCUUGACUCCAAGACGUCUCUUUCUGAAGUCCCAGAUGGUUCAGUUUUGAUCUUAACUUUUGCUGCUAGGUAACCCAUGAACAAACCGUAUUUUUUUUUCCUAUUUCAAAGCACGUUUUAUUUGACUGCAGUGCCCUUUGCACCAGUCUUCAAAGACAAAUAUGUCUACCGCCACCUCAUGGCAUUAGGGUCCUGCUUAUGAAUUCCUUCCCUCCUGCUCUUUGUGCAUUAAUUCAUACUGCAACCAACCCAACUUUCAAGCAGAGACUUUGUAAUCCCCCAAAUAAACAAAUCAAUAAGUCGCGGUAGGAGUGAGCGCAUAAUUAGAUAUAAUGGCCUUAGGGCGACUGGAGUGCACAGUGAGGUUUGCUUAGAAUGGAUUUGACAUGUACCAUGAAGGUCUCCCUCGAGGCCGGGAGAACACGUUUUUCAUAUGGCUGAAAAUAAAAGAACGAUGGGAAAUGCUGACCUUAGCUCUGCAGAACACUCUCCGUUAAUGUCAGUGAAACACUGCCGCCCAUACCAGACGAGCUCUGCUUUUCAACUUAAGCAAAGAUACAGAUUGAAGUAAGAUGCAGCGAUCCAUUUGUGCACGAAGUUAUCAUUAAAAAACAAGAUUUGGGUGCCGGGAAAUGCACUGAAAAUCAAUUUUUAUGAAACUAACAUGUAUUUCUUUGGGAAAGGUUUCCGAAAGAAACUUUGAAAUGGUUUCCAUUACUUUUCAAAAACGUGUACUAAUGAUUCUUAGGGAGAAGGAGCACUUUCCUUUUACAAGUGAGAAAAGAGAUUGGAGAAAUCUAAUGAUUCAGAGAGCAGCGUAGUCGUCAUCUUGAGAUACUUGCCACGCAUGCAUACCCAUUUUUUUUACCCAAAUGAUCACAGUAUGCUUUCUUGCUGCUGUUCUCUAGAAUAGGUAUGACUUAAGAAACAACUUCAGCUACCCCUCGGUGUGUGUAUUUGUGAAAUGUUUUGAAAUAACCGUAUUUUUCACUCCAUAGAUGCACUUUUUUCCUCCUAAAAAGUAAGGGGAAAUGUGUGUGCACCUUAUGGAGCGAAUGCAGGGGGGAGGCAGGCAGGAAAAGCCCCCAAGAGCCGCACACAAGCUCCGCGCGGCUCUUGCGGGCUUUUCUACGAGGAGGGCUCCCUUUAAGGAGCGUGUGGCUCCUGUGGGCUUUUGCGGGAGGUGGGGGAAUUGCCAUAGCCGUGCGCAGCCUCUCCCGGCCGGAGAGACUGCUCGCGGGUAAAGAAGCCAAGACAGCGAGCGCGAUCCAUCCCGCUCACUGUCUUGGCUUCCUCUUUAGCCGCGCGCAACCUCUCCAGUCAUGGGAAGCUGCACGCAGCUAUGGCAGAAGCCAAGACAGCCAGUGGGAUAGAUCCCGCUGGCUGUCUUGGCUUCUUUGCUCUUUGGGGCUGGGGGGGGGGACCCAUGCUUCCCCCUGCAGCCCCAAGAAGCUCUGGGAGAAGCAGACAGGCUUUCCCCCCUUGAUUUCCCCCUCUAAAAACUAGGUGUGCCUUGUGGUCCGGUGCACCUUAUGGAGCGAAAAAUAUGGUACAUAAUGAAUCUCCAUGUGUGUUUCAUGCACAUUUUAUGACAUGCGUGUGCAGUAUCUCACCACCCAUUCUAGAAAGGCAAAGGACCACAAUUGCCUCUGCAGGGGGGGUUCUGUAUCUCCCUGUCUUCUCCAGAUCUGGUUUAAGUGGAGGCUUGGCAACACCGAAAAGCUUGUGAUAUUCCUUGUCAACUUUGUUUGCUCUCUGUCUGCUCUUCAGGUUCUAAUAGUGUGCUGCACGGGCCUGGCAGGGAUCAUGCUGCUGAACUACCAACGGGACUACACGGUGUGGGUGCUGCCGCUCAUCAUUGUCUGCCUGUUUGCAUUCUUAGUCGCUCACUGCUUCCUAUCCAUUUAUGAAAUGGUUGUGGACGUCCUCUUCUUAUGUUUUGCCAUUGACACCAAGUAUAACGAUGGCAGCCCUGGGAAGGAGUUCUACAUGGAUAAAGUUCUUAUGGUAAGUUCUUUAGAAUGUGGUGUGCUUCUGAAUACAAGGAAUCGUGUAGUGAAAAGAGCUUAAGAGUAGUGAUAGGAGGAACUCUGUUCUGGUUUGCUUCAUCAUUUGGCUUGUCUAUUUGUGGGCCACUGUAUUUUCUUAGCAUAUAAAUCUGGCACGUGGGAAGGUGCUUGAAAGUUCAGUUCUUGUUUCCUGUAGUCCAGUAAGAUAAAGAUGUACAGUAUAUAUGGGGAAGAGAGCCAUGUACUCAAUCAGUUGCUUCUUUGAGGGUUCUGUGCUGUAGCUGCUUGCUCUGCUGAAGAAGCAAGCACUAGGGAAUCUUGCUGGACCCUCAACCAUAUUUUGCAGGGAAACAGUAUACAGUGGUACCUCGGGUUAAGAACUUAAUUCGUUCUCGAGGUCUGUUCUUAACCUGAAACUGUUCUUAACCUGAAGCACCACUUUAGCUAACGGGGCCUCCUGCUGCUGCUGCCACGCCACCAGAGCACGAUUUCUGUUCUUAUCCUGAAGCAAAGUUCUUAACCCGAGGUAAUAUUUCUGGGUUAGCAGAGUCUGUAACCUGAAGCGUAUGUAACCCGAAGUACCACUGCACCAUGGUUUUCUGCUUUAGAUAUUGUGGUAAACUGUUGUUUGACACAAACCAGAACACAACUAAUGGAAAACUAGUGCUCAAGGAAUGUCAAGUUAGGAGUGGGGACAGAGUGGUUUAUAUAUCACCACUCGGCUAUGAAGUUCCCUGGGGAGCCUCAAGGCCAGUCACAACACAGGAUUGUUGUGAGACUGACAUGAAGAUGGACAACCUUGCACACGACCUUGAGUUCAUUGGAGGAAGAGUGGAUAGUAGUGUAAUAAACAAACAACAAUCAUUAAAGCAGAGAGCAUGUGGAGAGAGGGAGGGAGGGUGCACAAGUACCAGAUUUAUUCCUGCAGCACCAAAGUGUGGUUUGACAUUACUUGCAAGCCAACUCAUCAUCUUGUAAUAUUUACAAGAGCAUGGGCAAUAAUGUCCCAGGGCAACCAGAGGAGGAGGGUGCCCAACAAGCAUAUCAGGAGUGCACCUCUUGCCCAAGCAACCCGGCUGGCACUGGGAAGACAAUAGGACACGAAAACAAUAGGACAGUGGGUGGUAGUUCUGUGGUCUGGCUGACAGGGACUGGUUUUCCCUAUCUGGAAGCCCGGGUCUCAUAACACAGGGGAAGAGAACCAAGUACCUGUCAUACCUCCUGGCAGCUCUUUAAAAGCAUGGAAGACAAAUCAAGGGAGGAAAAUUCUCUCCACUAUCUUCUCCAGUGUUCCAAAGACUGUUUGUGACAAUAGUCUUCAACCAUUUCAGAUCCAACCCAAACACGCAUUUGGGGGAACCAUUUCUUAAAUAUUUUAUCAUCUGCUUACAUGGCAGUAGUAAAAGGGUAAAGGUAAAAGAGCCCUGGACGGUUAGGUCCAGUCAAAGGUGACUAUGGGGUGCGGCGCUCCUCUCGCUUUCAGGCCAAGGGAGCUGCAUUUGUCCGCAGACAGCUUUCCGGGUCAUGUGGCCAGCAUGACUAAAUCGCUUCUGGCACAACAGGACACCGUGACAGAAGCCAGAGUGCACAGAAACACCGUUUACCUUUACCUAUAUAUCUACUUGCACUGGUGUGCUUUUGAACUGCUUAGGUUGGCAGUAGUGCUGCUAUUGUGACCCAUCUUAGAUGAGGCUCAGUAUUGGGCCCCAACCCCCCAGGUGAAGAAUGAUUUUCUAUGAUCAUGAGUCAUGAUGGAGGACCUUUUCCUUACCGUCUUUCAGGAAUUUGUGGAGAACAGCAGAAAAGCAAUGAAGGAAGCUGGCAGGGGAGUUGGAGCCGAAGGCAGGGAGCUCAAACCAAUGGUAGGUCCUCUGGAAGAAGUGGCUGCUCUCUUCCAAGAGUUUCACGUGUACUUCCUGUCCCUUUCUGUUUUCACUGACUAUGCUUCUUCAGGAGAAGUCUUUGUCGUUUGUGUCACUCAGGAUGUUCUGCUUUUUUUGUUUGUGAGCUUGCCUAUCACCUGGAUGGCAGAGUUUUUGUCACAGCUGAGACCAUCUCCCAUAAAAGUAAGCUGAAAGGAACUGUAUCUUCAUGCUUCUACUGUGUUUCUGUAACCCCAGAGCGCAACCGAAUUCUCUCAGUAGUGAUGUUACUGGUACUCAAAAUUACCUUUGGGCUGUAUACAUGGAGGGGGAAAACAGCCAAUAUGAAACAUAUAUAACUAUGCGCCCAGGUAUCCUAUUUGUGGUAGGGUUUCAAAACUUAGUCCAUGUUUUUAACUUGACAUUUACUAUCCUUUUGUUGGAAAAUAAGAUAUUACACUGAGUUGCUAAUAGGAUUCUGGAAGGCACAGUGGCUAUCGCUAUGAGUCACUUGACCUCCCUCCACACCACUUUGCUGUCUCUGGGUACCUGAUAUAUCUGGCUGAUAAGUUCUGAGGUGAUUUGGAGUGAUUCUAGCUUGUUUAUUUCCAGCCACAUAAGCCAAUUCACUUCAGCCUGAUUUUGACGCUUAAACACUCAUUUUUUAAGUUUCCACGCAUUCCUCCAUCAUCAAGGAAGUUGAUACAGUUAUUCCUUUCAACCUGCUAAAGUAACAUUUCUCCUAAUUCUUCUCUCUUUGCCAUUGUUCUUUCUGCGUUUCAACAUUGUGCCUGGUGGAGAAAUGUGGAUUUGGGCUCCCUCACUUCAAACACGUCCUUUUUCCAUUUUAACAUGCAGUAACUUUUUGAUAAGUCAUGAAAUUCUUGGAAAUAAGAGAAAGCCAGGAAACAGUGUGAAGAAAUUAUAUAUUUCAUGUACUCCAUAUUGAUAGCAAUACUGAAGAAACAUGUCCUGUCCCCCUGCCGCAAUAUAAUACUUGUGGCUGGUUCAUACUAUACGUUGGGGCAAAUUUUUGCAGCCAGAUACAUUGACUUGGCAAGAGUAACAUAUACAAAUGAGCUCAUACCUCUCAGAAUUAGAUGUUGCGACCCUUAUAAUCUCCCUUGGAAAACUGAGAACUCUUAACCCAGCUCUUAACCCAGGUUUCUCCAACCUCAAGUCCCCAGAUGUUGCUGAACUACAACCCCCAUCAUGUCCACCAGCAUGGCUGAUGGCCAGGGAUAAUGGAAUUUGUAGUCCAUUCAUACCUGGGGACCCAAUAUUGGGAAAAGCUGUAUUGAUUCCUUUUCACCGGCGCUCAGUUGGCAGUGCUCUUCUUUUUCAAAUGCAUAGGUGGGCAUGAUUUGACAUGGGGCAGGGGCCUGUGGAUUUCAUUAACACAUUGACGUAGCUGCUUUAUUCAACAUGAACAUAGAUGCCUCCUGAAAGUCAUUAGAUAAAUUCAUGAAAGUUCAGUUUCUUGGAGGCUACUAGGAAUGAAUGAUAACUCAGAAUGAGACCUAAGUGUGCAGAGGCUGUAGACUUCUAAUAACUGCAUGCCAGAAGUUUGGGGCCAGGCAAUAGGGGGUGCUCUGCUUUUGAGCUUUCUGGGAGCUUCUGCAUGAUCAAGGCUGGAAACAGAAUAUUUGACUAGAUAGAUAUUUGAUCUGAUUCAGCAAGGAAGUUCUAAUAUUCCUUUCACAUGUUUGCUCAGGGACCUGCCAAUCCUCUCGGUAGCCCUGAUUGCUACAGUUUGAAACUGAAGCUAAAAAUUAACAUUAUUUUUUUGGGAACAUAAUGCUAAACAACAAAUAACUCUGCACAAUCCUCAGGCUUGCAUGCUCCUCCUUUCUCUCUUCUCUUGGCAUAGCUAUCUGAAGAUCAGAAGCACUUGCUUCCUGAUACAUCCAAACCCAAACUGCUUAGAGUUAGUUCAAACAAGCCAAGAUCAAAAUGUGUUUUGUGAUCUUGACUUGUUCACCAAAAAAGAAAAAGACAAAACAAACAAGUGGAGAGGCCUCUAGGUCUAAUCAGCAGGUCCACAGACUCUUUUGAUCAGGCCCGGUCUUGCUCCCUCCACUGCUCUCGCCAGUCUCCUCUUCUCCACCCAUCCCUUCCUCUGCUUUUCCCCAUCCCAGCCGCAACCCUGCUGUUUCUGCUGCUGUGAGAAGAGGGAGAGGGAAGCAGCAUGCCGAUAAACUCGGAGGCCCAACCGUAACCCAUGGUGAUCAGGGCAAUGUAGCUACCGCAUCUAGAACUCUGCUGUCAGAAGCUGGGCUAUUAAUUGGGCACACAACUUUGUACAAACAAACCUAGUGCAGCUUGCUGCUUUAUCUAGGUUCAGCCAGAGAGAAAAAUCACACUAUGUAGAUAUAUAUAUAUAUAUAUAUAUAUCCACUUUGGAGAAAGUUUGACUAAUAUGUCUAUUUUUCAGACCUUCAUUCUUGUAUCAAUCAAAUCUCUGUUUAUUGUGCCAAGGACUGAAAACCGGUGCAGCAGAAAAGUUUUUAGUGUCAGUGCAGCAUACAUUUUUCAAUUAUGCUUAUGAAUCUAAGUUCUAAAUAUACACUGUUCUGAAAAAUUAUCUCUACUGGUACUUUGUAGUAAAAACAAUUAAUGCACUGGUGGGAUCCUUAGGCAAAAUGUAUAAUUGGGUUAAAGGAUUGAAGGAAACUGCAAGAAAAGUGUGAGAUUCUUAUGUUUACGAUGUGAUCAGAUUGAUUGUUUAUACAAAUUGUGUUAAAACUGACUAAAAUUUUAAAAAGUGUCUGUGUAGGUAUAUAUUAUGUACACAAGCACAUAAAUAUAUACAAUAUUACCCAGGAGUAUUUUUUUUUCAGGACUUUUUAGAUAAUACUAGAUAAAAUUUUCAAAUGUCAUACUUUUAUUUUAAGGGGAAGAUUGGUUAUUUUCAAUUAUUAAAGAUAAAAAGGCCAAAAGAAAAAGAAAAAAAGAAGCUGGGCUAUUAACAGAUGUAAUACUUAUUAUAGGUGUUGGUACAUGCAUACAGCGGUUCUCGUGCAAAUGGCAAAAAGCAUAAGCCACACUGAAGCAGAUUCUCUGUCAUCAGAAUGAGACCCACUGCUUUCUUUCUGGGGGUAUGCAGAGGGUACAUGUACCCCUAAACAUUUUGCGUUGCCCCAACCGACGGACCGACAUGCCAGCUGUCUCCGCAGUAGCAGCGCGGACUGGAGCUCUGUCAUUCUCCCCGCUGGUGCCUGGGUAGGGGAGUCUGGGGUGGCCGUAGUGGAGGCGCUGGCGCUGCUCCUCCUCGCUCAAGCCGACCACACUGCUGCUGGGGGUCUUCCCGUCCUCUCAGCGCCGCCACCUUGAGUCCCUCGUCCAGGGUUUGGGGGGGAGGAAGGGUGCGAGGAGUGAGGGAGCAGCCAAAAUGAGAGUACCCCUAAACAUUUUUUAAGGAAAAAAAGCACUGAUUAGGCCUACAUAUAUUUUGUAGCUAUUUUAUUUAUUUAACUUGACUAUUUAUAAGGCACCUUUUCACAACCAGACCAGUGGAUUUUCCAUGGCACUUGGCUAGUUGUUGUUUUUCAGUUGCACAUUUUAUUAAUGUUUGUUAUUGACACGUGAAGGCAGAUUCCCCGUUGAUCUGACUUAGGCACCUGAAUGAAGUUAUCAAUAUAAUAAGCAAAGACUGAAUGCAGCUGACCAUUUACCAAGUGAUGACUUCCCACAGAACGCAUGUUGACUUCCGUUGCUGCCAAGCAACAAGGAGGAUUUUCCCACACACCUGUGCAAAAGCAGAAAGCUGAGGAAGCAGGGAAGUGUUCAAAUUGUUUCUGUCACAUGGUUGUGUAUCACAGACCAUCUGGUUCCAUAUCGUGUCGUGGACAGGGUGUGAGCUUUAGAUCAGGAACACAACCAGCUCUGUCAAGAAGCUUAGCUGGGUGCCUUUGGGGAUCACCGGCACUCUCUCAGCCUAACUUGCCUCAUGGGGUUGUGAGGAUAAAAUGGGAUCAACAUCACAUAAACCAACCUCAGCUCACCGAAUGAAGAGCCACCUACAAAUCUGAAAUAGGCUUUAGUAAAUUCUCAGUUGAUAGACAAGCAAAAUGCUUUCCAGAGCCUUCUGAGAUUGUGAGAGCCUGUUGCAUUUGAAACAUGUAGUAGUUUGUUUUGUUUGGAUCCACUUCGUUCAUAUAGUAGAGAAACUGAUCUAAUCAUUCAACCAAGACAGGCACCUAAGCAUCUUUCCAAAAUGCUAGGGUGAUGAACUUCUUAAAUUUUAUAAUUCUAAAGGGUUUUGGUUUUUUUUGUAGGCUGUUGACUGAAUUUUGAUUCCCGAAGAGCUUUCUGGUGUCCCUAAUUCGUGACUCACCAAGUUUGUUAAAAUGAGUUGUUUUUAACUUUGAGCAGGAUUCUGAGAAUUGGUUCUGCGCAGACAAGGGCUAUGCUGUCUUCUGCUUCCUGAAAAGCAGCUCCACCAUAAUUUGUGGCAAACCGUUUUUGAAACUCUGAGGUGUUGUUGUUUUUAAACACCAUCAGACAUGAAAAGUAGACCUUUGGAUCCUGGCCUUUGCUGUGGCUUGAAAAAAGAAGCAUAUAUGAACAAUAUCAUUUCUAAAAAGUGUGUGUGUGUGUGUGUGUGUGUGUGUGUGUGUUACUUUAAUGGAAUUUUAUUUUGAAACAGAGUUAAAAAGAAACCCAAACUCAACUCUACACAUGCACAACCCAGCAAGGUUACUAAAGGAAUUAAGAAAAUCACUGAUUACAAUCCUUACUAUAUUGUGCUUUGGGAGAACUAGUUCACUAACUAUAUUAUUAUUAAUUUAAUCGGUGUACCAUCCUUCAUCUGAAGAUCACAGCGUGGUUCACAACAUAAAAAAUGCAAAGCAAGAACACAAAAUGCAUAACAAAAACAAACCAAUAAACCCCUUUCCGCAAACACCAUAGGGUGUUUAUAUAUAAGUUAUAUAUGACAUGUGUAUCAGCAUAAUUUGUACUUUAUUGAAAUUUGAUUAGAAGUUUUAAGGGUUUGCAUAUAGAAAAUGAACAGAAACCAUGGUACCAUAAUAUCUCUUUAAAAACCAGGAUUCCUCGUUGAUUCAGUUUGUACAUAUGUCUCCCAGAUUUUAUUCAGCCACUGGCAUUUAGAUGAUUGUUUGGAUACUUUAGAUUGCGUGCUGUAUGAAACUUUGUUGCUGUAUGUGAUUGCUUAAGAAGGUAUAUGCAGGAAUCCAUGGUCAUUAGGUUCAAAAUGAUGAGGAAGCAUAUCUUUGGGAGUUACCUGCAGUAGACUAAUCAGGAGAAAAUUCUGGUAGUAAUCAGCAACCAUUUCCCCAAACUACUGCAUUGUUGGACAUUCUCACCCUAGAUGAAAGUAUGAGCCAGUCUGACUGUAUCCCUUAGAAUAAAGGCAUAGUUUCAAUGCAGGUCCCUGGUCAGCAGGAAGGGGCAGCAGAGUUUACUUGAUUUUCCAUCACCAGUGAGGUUCAGCAUGGUGCAGAUGCACUGGCAGAGCCAAUCCAGUGCCCCCUCUGGUGUUUGCACUGCGCCCCUGCCUUGCCCCUCUUCCUCCCAGUAAGUCAUAGCAACACCGAAAGCAGAAAGCCAGCUAUGUGCCAUCGCCUCUGCCCACUGUUGGAAUAUGCUACCUGCUGAAAAUUUUGUACAGUAUUAUGCUUCCUUUACGUUAGUGUCAAUUGCUAAAGUUUCAAAAGAAUUCCACAAAGGCAUUUUUGUAUUUUUGUAUUUUUAAAGGAGGCUUUUCAGAAUUAAUGUUUCACUUUUUAAUAUCAGAAUACUAGGGGAAAUCAGACAAGCAUUAUUAAAUUAAAUGCCUGGUAAUUACACAGCACACUAUACGUUACCAACACAAUUAAUUAAUGAAACAUCGUAGAAUUUCCUAAGAACCGCCAUAUAGCGAGACUUCUGUAAGCACAUUUUCUUGAGGAUAUUCUGUUGCAAAAACCAACGUCCCCACCCCCCAUUCUUUAGUAAAUUAAUGCACUACAUUAAAUUUGCCGGCUUGAAUUUCAAAUGCAGAUAACUUUUCAGAAUUACUGUGCUGGUUAUGAUGGUGCUUUUCUGCCUGUAAACAUCAGGGUCCUUUUUUAAUCAUUUCCUAACUUCAUUUAUGACUUAUUUAUAUUUUCCAGGCCUCUGGAGCAAGUUCAUCUUGAAGCUGGUCAGCCAUUAUGGAAACCAUCAACAUUCCAAAACAAUAUCUAUCUUAUCUUAUCUUAUCUCUCUAUAUAUAUCUAUAUAUAUAUAUAUAUAUUAUUUAAAAAGCAGCCAAAAUCAGAGAAAAGGAACAGGGAUUUAAUACUUUUUUAAUGAUUAUUUUUGUGAAACAUGUACUCUUUUCAUACGGGUGGCUUUUACAAGCAACUUUUAUCAUUGUUCCAUUUCAAAUUCUAAACCAUUGUGGUUUGUGGCAGUGCUAUGAUUGUAAUCCGAUUGAGAUAUUUCACAAGUUGGAGAAGGAUUCCAUAAUAUUUUAAAAGAAUUGUGUAAGAUUGCCGAUUUGGAAUAACGUAAGUGGGUCAAGUAAUUUUCCCUCGUGGUUAUUUUAAUGAGCAUAAAUCUUUAAAACUCAAUGGAUAAUGACUGUUCUGGAGGGGGAAAUCCUUCAUAGAUAUUUUUUUUUUUAAAAAAAAAGAACUGGGAUGAAUAAUACAUUAAUCAUGUUGGAUUUUGCUUGCUUUUUCACAAUGGGAUGCUAAUAAGAUCCAGUAAGUUCAACUUAAUCCAGUUUUUUUCCUCAUUAACACAUUAGACAAUUUAUAUCUAACACAUUUUUAAGAAAACCUAACCAACUCCUCAGGUAUUUAGAUAUUGAGACAGCCCCUGAAUCUGUGAAGGACAAACUAAAGGCAUAUGAGGGAGGAUGAGUUUUAUAUUAUGCAAUUUUUGUCCUGUUUCACCUUAUCAUUUCCCCUUGAGUUCAGUAUCACCCUUUGCACAUCAUUGUUCCUUUGAACUACGCAAACUCUUUAAAUAAGCGGUUGGACAGCAGGCUUCGGAAGCUCUGCCUCAGAUAUAUACGUUACUGUUCAUCCAUGACUACAUGGAGAGAGACCAUACACAACUAUACACAAAAAGAAAAAUUAAGUACUGUAAGUCAUUUAAGUUUCUCUUUACGGUUGGAACCAUUUCUUGGUCUUGGUUUUCAUUGUACGUUUGGUUAUUAGUGGAGUACGGUGGGGAAGAGCAGACAAAUCUUUUGCGGGUGGGGUGGGGAAUAAUGUCACUGCCUUAGUAUCUAAAGCAGUUCUUGAAGUGGCCUCUGUGCAUUCAAUGCUCAUGGUACCUGAGUGCCACAUGAAUACUUCAGAAACUUCCAGAUAGCAAUAUUUUUGUCCUUUUCUACCUUUCCCACACUCUGAAAAGGAAGGAUCGAGCUGCUAUCUUGGUUAUUGGAGUGGCGAGACACAUGUUGUGGUGGCAGAGGCCGUAAGCUUGAGCACGCCAAACGCCUAUACAGUGGUACCUCAGGUUAAGUACUUAAUUCAUUCCAGAGGUCCGUUCUUAACCUGAAACUGUUCUUAACCUGAAACACCACUUUAGCUAAUGGGGCCUCCUGCUGCCACCGCGCCGCCGGAGCCCGAUUUCUGUUCUCAUCCUGAAGCAAAAUUCUUAACCUGAAGCACUAUUUCUGGGUUAGUGGAGUCUGUAACCUGAAGCGCAUGUAACCUGAAGCGUAUGUAACCUGAGGUACCACUGUAUAGGGAGUGGGGUAUUUGAAGCAUGGCACUGGCUUGUGGAAGGAUGUUGAUGCUCCCCCCCUCCAAAAACUGCUUCAGCCCAUAGCCCGCCCCCCGUCCAAAAUCUUGGUCCCCACCCAGAGAAAAGGAGAUGAGAGACAAAAAACGCUAAGAGAGAAGGGUUCAGUGGCCUUUGUUCUCCACCCAUAUUGCACUUUAAAUCGCCUCCGAUCUUUCCAGUUGCUAGGAAGUUGGUAUAGCCGCUAUACUUGGACGUAGUUCUGCUGUUUGUGUCUGGCUGUCCCUUACCAUAGUGAAAAUACGUGGGAAUAUCUCUUGGGGUUCUUCAUUGAAACGGUUGAGGACGUUCAAUUUACAGUACAGCCAUUUUAUGCCUGUAUAUCAGCAGCGGGGAACUGCUAGGCCACCUGAAUUUGACCUACAAGGCCAUUUUGGGCAAACUGCAUCUACCUGUCACUCACUUGACGGCUUAAGUGUUAAGAUCCCUUAGUGCUAUAUGGGGUCUCAGCACCAUAGCAUUAACAUUAACUGGAAAUCUUGGCUGCUGCCUUUUGCUGUGAGAGCGCGGCCAGAGGCUUAUCUCUGAUCUUAGCGCUGUGGUUCCGCACCACUAAGACGGGAAAUGAGAAAACCGCUGCCUGCUCUCUAAAACUAGAAGGCAACAUUUCUGCCCAUCCCUGAGAGCCUAACUUUCAAAGGCUUAAUCCGGUGCCUCGAAAUGCCUUCAAAAGUUAAAAUCUUAUGCUACACCAGCUCUUUAAGUAACUGGGAUUUCUGAGAGAGAGAGAGAGAGAGAGAGAGAGAGAGCCCUUUCUAGGUAGACAGGCUUCCCAUUAAAUGUAUGUCCUAGUUUAACAGUGCAAGGUUCUCGUAGGAAAGAAUUGAGAGUGCGCUGUGCAUUCCUUACAUGGCUUUCUCAUACAGCAGGUCAGGUAGCAAGACUGCUUUUGAACUAUACCAUUUUAAAUAGCAAGGGGUAUUUGUGUUUGUGUGUGUAGGUCACAUGUUUGAACAAGCCCAGUCACCGUAUGUCGAAUACUAGCAUGUCAGGCUGGGCUAGAACUCUUCUCCCCGACAUCUCACCCUGUAGUCUGAAGUCGAACUGGAACAAUUGUAGACUCCUCACCUGCCGCCUGUGUAGGCCAGAGAGUGGGACCUUUACAGAUAGACAUUGCUUUCCAGAAGCUUCCAAAGUUUGACAGGGCUCAAUCCCCAUUAAUGCAAAUGCACAGAGGCCUCCUGAAGAACUUCAUUACGAGUUAAGUAGCUUUCAUCUAUCCAGUAAUAAGAACUUGACCAUUUUUAUAUGUGUUAAAUUCCUUUCUUCAUUCCUGAGACUUUAAACUACGUAAUGAAUGCUAAUAUUCCAUUGUUUGGCUUAUUGUAAUAGUAAAUGCUUACAGUGUAAUUGCAGAGAAUAAUUUCAUGAUCUGUUUAUGCGAUAUAUUCCGUUUUGUUACAAUUUUUUUAAAAGAACUAUUUUUGUUAAUGUAAAGUUAAAUAUUUCAGAGCAGAAUUUUUAAACUUUAUUGCACUAAAUGCAAAUGUGGGGAGAGAGAGAGAGAAGUAAUGCCUCAAUGGAUGGAUCACUCCUUAAGAGAAUCUUUUUCUUUCUUUCUUUUUUGGAAAAAGAGAGCUAUUGUUCUAGAUAAGCUUAGCUAAACGGGUGCAGACACCCAGUAGAGUUGAAUGGCCACCAAUUUUUUUAUUAUAAAUGGCUGUUUUGAUUCUGUGCUUCCUUUCAAAGGAUCAGACCUUUUAAAAUUGCUGCUGAAGGAAACAUAGCAUUCUGUAAUUAAUCGGUGGUCUUUGCUGUGUAACUAAACGCUUCAGUUUCAUUUUUAUAAAUCAUCUGACAUCUUAAAACCUUUUCAGACUACUUGCAAUAAAUUUCAGGACAAGUUUAAAAAAAGUGGGAGGGGGGGCAAUAAUCCUUUCUCGGUCGGUCACAGAAACCAAUCAUGGAAGUACAUUUUAAGACUAGGAAACUAGAUUAGCCUCUGUUCCUGCUAACACUAUAACCCAACGUGAUUAACUUUUCCAACAUAAUUAUUGCCAUGAAAUCUUCAUUCGGUGUUUUGACAUGAAUCAACGUUGAAUGCAUGUGUGUUAGCAGGAACCAAGGCAUUAGUCUAGGCUUAAACUAGAGCACUGCUUUAAGUCUCUUUUAAUGUAUAUAUUACAUGUUACUGUAAGGAUAUUUAGGAGGAGAAUUAAGAGGAGCCUUAAUUUGUUGGAGGAAGUGCCGUGGCUCUGCUGUGGCACUGGGUUUUGGACACCGUUUGCUUCGGUCGCUGGGAGUAUGGCAACAACAGUGGGAAGAAGACCUGGGCUCAGCAGGUUGAAAACCACGGAAGCUGGAUCCCAAAGCAAGGAAAAUGGGUCACUUAUAUGCAGCUCCUCUGGGGUUAACUGCCGUUAACCUGUUUUAGAAAGGAUCACUCAAGACGGGAGGCUUGGAUUUGGCUCACCUUGGACAUCAUCCGAACACCUGCGUCGCCAGGUCCCACCAGCUUGUGUUCCCUGCUUGUCGGAAGCCCUGGGAAAAGAGAGGUGCUUUUCCGGAGUUUGAACUUGCAACUAGAAUUGUAAUCAGAAACAAAAAUUUUGUAUUUUUGUAUACCUUGAUUGUGCAGCAUUUUUAUAUACAGGUCCUGUUUUACAAAUAAAUUUGGUUUCUUAACAUGGUGUUUAAAAA
Molecule: messenger RNA, 80558 nt
Organism: Podarcis lilfordi (Lilford's wall lizard)
Lineage: Eukaryota; Metazoa; Chordata; Lepidosauria; Squamata; Lacertidae
Source: the annotation of a GenBank genome assembly